UAGCUCUUAUUUUUUUACUUUUAUUUUGCGUCGAUUUCACUAAAUCUGCUUCUUGUGUUGCUUCAUCAAAGAAGCUUACUGUAAGUUAUGGAACAUCGUGUGAUUUAACAAGUUCUUUGACUGGUUUGGAUGAAGUUAAAAUUAGUGGUACAGUUUAUGUGAAGGGAUCGCCUGGAUCUACACCCCCUUCACUGGAAGCCACUAAUAUAUAUGUGUUAUCUACGGGUAGGAUAUUAGGAGAUGGAUCCGGGUAUGGGCCUAUGGAUGGGCCAGGAAAAGGGUCUUCUGGAGGGUCAGGUGGUUCUCAUGGUGGACGUGGUGGGAUGAACGCUGGUACCUUUCUGAAGUCCAAUGAAGCUUUAACAUAUGGUGGCAUCGAGAAACCAAGUGACUUUGGAAGUGGAGGGGGUUGUUCUACCGGUGGUAAAGGAGGCGGUGUAAUUACGUUAAAAGCUAUAAAUGACGUCACGGUCAAUGGAUUGGUAUCUGCUAAUGGUAAUGCUGACAGUAGUAACUGUGGUGGUGGCAGCGGUGGAAGUAUUUACAUAGAUACUGAUUCUUUCAAAGGAAAUGGAAUGGUUACAGCACGUGGUGGCACCGGAAGUGGAACGGGUGGAGGAGGCGGAGGUGGACGUAUUUCUAUUGUUCACAGAGUUGCAGCAACCUUUAAUGGUGACAUAUUUGCAGAUGGUGGAGACAGUUCGACUGAUGUAAAUCAACUGACAUUGCAGUCCACAACAGCUUCAUCAGCAAGGUAUACAGAUGCUUCCUACGGUGACAUGACAAAACAUUCAUCUAAUUCCUGGCGGGCAUAUUAUUCCAACACUGACCAAUGGUUACAAGCUUCAUUAUCUUCACCCAAAUGGAUUACUCGAGUCGCCACUAGAGGACAUCAAUCCUAUAAUAUGUGGGUUAAGACGUAUAAAAUCCAAUAUUACAACGAUACAAGUUCAGCAUGGAGAGAAAAACGUAACAAUACAUUCCAGGUUAUUCUAUCGUAUCCAUCAGCUGGAUUUUCCGGUAAUACUGAUAACAAUGGCAUCGUAAACAACGACCUGUUUGCGCCAAUAUACACAUCAAAGAUACGGUUUUAUCCUCAGACAUGGAACACUGGAAUUAGUAUGUCGGUUAAACUGUAUGGAUACAACAAUUAUGAUACUGUUUCUGUUCCUCCAACAACCUGUAGCAGCACAACAUCCGCUGGAUCUGGUGGCCCUGGAACCAUAUUUUUGGCCCAGAUUGGUGCUGGUGUAGGGACUGUAGUUAUUGAUGCCAGAGGAAAAGACCCUAAAGUGAAGAAGAUUAACAACUGUGAUCAAUUUGAUGCUGCAUCUUCAGGAGCCGUUGCUUGGAUUAAAGAUGAUUCUUUCAGUCUUGAUGAGAUUGUUCUCACAUUUGGAGCACACUUGGUCCUGUCUAAUUAUACCUCAGUCUCACAGAUAUUGUCAGAUGGUCAAAAUAAUUCAGUUGUCCAUGUCCUUCCAAAAGCUACCCUUAAACUUGGCAACACUCUCACAGUUCCAUGUUUCAUAUAUUCUGAUGGUCUCCUGGUACCUGCCUCAGGAACUACUAUUUAUAUUGAAGAAUGGUUAUACAUCAUGGGAAACAUUACAUUUAAUAAUGAUGAAAGUAUCAUUGUCAAUGGAAACCUUACCAUGGAGAUCCAAAACUUUACAACAGUUGACCUGAAAAUAGAAACAACUGGUAUAAUGACAAUCAUCCCAUUAACAGGUGGUAGUAUUUUCCCCUUAGACACAGAGAAGUUCAGUGUUUAUGGUACCUUCACAUGUGAUAUCAUCAACAUUACCAGUAUACAAGAAUUUACUGUUGGAGCAAAUGGUGUGGUAGAUAUGGUACCAGUCACAACAGAUAUGCAUUUGGGUAAAAAAAUUCAUAUAGCAGGAUCUGUCAAUCUUCACCAUGAGUUAUCUAUUUUACACCCAUGUGAGUCGUUUAAGAUAACUGGUUCUAAAUCCAGACUAGUAUGGGAUAAAGAGGCAAAUAUAACUCUUGAAUGUUUAUUUGUAUAUAUUAAUGGAUUUUUCAAGCCAGGGACCAUUAAUUUUGGGUCAGGAGUAGAAACUCUUAAGAUUGGUUACUAUGGAGAUUUUGAAUUUAAAGCAGAUGGUCCUGUAUUGACAAAUUCAUUCUGGGCAGAUGGUACAACUAAGAUAAACAAUGCUGCAGAAUUUAAGUCUUUGAACAGAUCUGAUUUGAGAAUAGAAGUAUUUGUAGUAGAUGAAAGUGGAUACCUCUACCUGAACCAUGAUUCAUCGCCAAAAAUUGUCAGUGGUGCUCAGGUUGCUACAACUUACAACAACAUCCGAGCCAGAUACUUAGUUGUUAAUGGAUUCUUGAAUGCUACGCUACUGAGUACCGAUCCUGGAGUAGACAAAGUCACAGUGGGUAAAGAAGGAACUUUUCUGUUCACUCCUUAUGAUGAAUUUUUAGUACAUGAAAUUGAGGUCAAUGGAUUGAUGAAGUCUCAUACACCAGUUAUUUUCAGAGGUCAAAGACUUGCCAAGGUUGAGACCUUGACAAUCGGUGUAAGUGGAACAUUGGUACUUGAAAACAAUGCCCAGGAAACCAAAUCAUGGAGUGGAGUAUCUGAGAUGCCAUUCCACAAUGUAUAUGUUAAUGGUCAUCUUAAAGCUGGUCAAAUAUUAAACAGAUACAUUAAUGAAACUGACGAGGGAUGGAACUACAUGUAUAUUCAUAAUAGUUCUUCCAUCUUUGAGUUUGAAACAGAAUACCCCUUCUUGAUUGAGACUGCAGAUAUCAAUGGAACCUUUAUAUCAUAUAAACCAGUUGCCAUUACAGCACCUUCAUCAUCAAGCAAACGAUUAACUAUUUCUAUUGGUUUUGGAGGUCACAUGACUUUGGAUUCUGAUUCCUCACAUCCUAUUGGUCCAUUUGCAACAAACUCAUCUAUCUAUGCAGAAAAUUUAGUGAUGGACACAGGAAGUUUGUUGGAGGCUGGGGAUACACACUUUGACAUAGAUACAGUAGAAAUAAGUGGUUCUAUCAAUGCUCAGCCCAAAUCAAAAGUGGAAAUACGAUCAUUUGGUAUAACAAAUACUGGAAAGGUCAAUAUCACAUUACCUAUUAUUUUAGAAAGUCUUACGGUCAAUGUAGCUGGAUUGCUGGAUAUUGAUUUCAGAAGAAUGCCAGAUAAUACAAAUUCAGGAAAUACAGCUUCUGACAUACUCGUUACAGACAACAUUGUAAUCAGUGGUACUUUACAAGCAGGAUCACUUUAUAUUGAAACAAACCAAAUGACUGUGUCAGGGACUUUAGAUGUAUCUGGAGGUGGUUAUCUAAAUAGUAAGGGAACUGGAGGUGGAUUAGGUUCUUCAUCUGGAGCAAGUGGAGGCAGUUAUGGAGGCAGAGGAGGUAGAGGAAGUGUAGCUAAUGCUGCUAUGCCCCAUGGUAGUAUCUACACAGAAGGAACCUGGGGCAGUGGUGGAGGUAGUGCUGGCAGUACCCUAGGUGGGCGUGGGGGUGGGCGGCUCCAUUUAAAUAUUAACACACAGUUAACAUUGGAGGGAACAAUGAGAGCCAAUGGAGAUGAUGCUACGGUCACGAAUGCUGGAGGUGGUUCUGGUGGCUCGCUAUAUGUCCAGUGUCCUACCCUAUCCAUGUCCGGUUAUAUAUACUGUAAUGGUGGCAGUGGCUUAGCAAAUGGUGGUGGUGGAUCAGGUGGCCGUAUUAAUUUCUUCUUUAGUCAGGGAACAUAUGAAAGUGGACAUGUCACUUCUAAAGGUGGUUCCGGAUAUGAACCUGGAGGGCCAGGAAUUAUGUAUUUCCAGACAAAGACGAGCAGAAAUCUACGUGUAGACAACAAAUGUCAAAAGCCUAUGGUGACUGAACCUUCCGGAACUACAGCGGAUAUAAGUCAUUUCAACACUUACAAAUCAACUGGAGCCGUAGCUUUUCUUUUACCUACCAGUGAUGGCUUUGUCUAUGAUUUUACCAUGGUGGAAAUCUAUGGUGGAGCCCACUUAACAGUGAAUGGAACCAAUAUACGCUUAAAAUCUGUCAAAGUUGUUGGUGAUGAUACAGGUCAUUUACAUAUUCCCCCACAUCAUACACUGGAAUUAAUUGAGACCACAAAAUAUCGUAGAGCAAAUGUGACCUACCAUCCAUUUAUAUACAAAGAGUCAACAUGGAUCCUUCCUGAAGCUACAGUGGAAUUCAGAGAAUCUUUGGACGAACAAGGCAAAGGCAUGAGUUCAUCUGCCUGUACAUCUAGUUACUUAAAUAGUAACACUGUUAAAAUCUGGGGUACAGUUGUUGGAGAUUUAGCUCAUCUUCUUGUGGCCACAGGAGCUACACUCAAGUUUGAAGAAUCGUCCAACAGACAGUUAACAUUCCCAAACAUUACUGUACAGAAUGGAGGCAUACUAGAACUGAACAGUGUGUUUGGAGAUGAGACUGAUGUUUAUCAUUUACAGGUACAAAAAAGUGGACAUACAGGUAUUGUGACUGUACAAGGAAAUGGACAGUUUAAUGUUGGAAAUCUGGAUCUCCGGACAGAUAUAUUAAAUAUCCAUAAUGCUGGAAAAUUCUCUGCCACUGGUAAAGGGUACACGUCUGCUGGGAAAGGAGCAGGAAGGAGUUCUGCUGGAGGUGGCUAUGGUGGAAGGGGUGGAGCUAAUGCAGCAUCAGGAUCUUUACCUGGAAAGGAAUAUGGAUCAAUAUAUGGACCAUGCUAUUUUGGUAGUGGUGGUUUUGGUGCCAGUGAGUCCUAUGGUUCAGGAGGAGGAAUGAUGGUGAUAAAAACAACACAGAGACUGAUUGUAGAAGGAACAUUAAAAUCUGAUGGUCUGACAGGCUCUACCAAUACUGCAGCUGGUGGCAGUGGUGGCUGCAUCUAUAUAACCACUGAUUCUAUAGAGGGGAAAGGUACAUUACAGGUAAAUGGAGGUAAUGGUGUGAGUUUAGGAGCCGGAGGAGGAGGCAGGAUGAUGAUUUACUAUAAAGAUAUUCAGUUUUGGCAAGGAAAAUGGACAGCUUAUGGUGGAAUAUCUGGAUCUAGUCCAGGAGGAGCAGGGACUAUAUACUUACAGGAUACUAUAACAGAUGUUAUAAACAGGACAUUGAUUCUGGAUAACAAUGGUCAGUCUGUCAUCCAAAGUGAGAUCUCAACAUAUACACUGUCUGGAUAUGAUGCUGAUCCAGGGAGAACAUGGAUAUCUGAUAACAAUACCAAACACUUUGAAAACUUGAGGAUCAAAGGAAAAGCUAACUUGGCAUUACAUCCUUCUCUUACAGAUCUUUUCCAACUUAAAUCAUUGAAGUUUGAGGGAGAUAAAAGUGGUGUACUACACGUUGGACCUGGUCAGACAGUUGUAGUACAACAUCCAGAUGACUUGGAAUUUCUGGUUAAUGUAUAUGUCUAUCAAGGAGGUACCCUCAUAUUACCAACUGCAUUUGACUGUUAUGGCAUAGAUUUGGUUAUUUGGGGCACACUGGGUGUUGUAGACAUGACUAUUGGAAAUGCAUGUGACCUUCACCUUGGUUCUACAGGAAAUACCCAGGGUAUAUCUACAGUCAGUCCAACAGGAAUAUUCAACUUUGAUACACUGACUGUGAAAGCUGGAGGUGAAGUGACUGUUACCCCUGAUUUGACUGAUGACACAAGUAAAAUAGCUAUUACAACUAAUAAACUAUGGGUGCAAGGAGGAGGCCAUGUCCAUGCAGUGCAUGUUGAUAUUACAGCUGAUACUCUGAUAGUAGAUGACCUAGGAAAGAUCAUUGGAGAUAUACAUAAUGCAGCUUGUAGCAAAGGAGAUGGUUAUAGUUCAUCUACUGGAGCUUCAGGUGCUGGACAUGGAGGUAGAGGUGGGCGUGGCUCAGGACAGACAAAAACAGGUGCCCCUUAUGGACAGGUAUUUGAUGCCGUAGACAGAGGUUGUAAAGGAGGAGAUAAUGGUAAUGGUAAUGCCAACACAGGAGGAAGAGGAGGCGGAGUUAUCUCCCUUAAAAUGACUACUAUACUACAAAAUGAUGGACAGAUUAGUGUUAAUGGGGAAAAUGGAAAAGCAAUUGGUGCUGGUGGUGGCAGUGGUGGUUCCAUCAAUAUUGAUACCAAUAACAUUAAGGGUUAUGGAAAGUUCCAAGCUAUUGGAGGAGGUGGAUUAGGUUUGGGUGGUGCUGGAUCUGGAGGUAGAAUAUCUAUGGAAUUCUCACAGAACAAGACUUUCACUGGACAGUUUGAUACCUAUGGUGGUCUGGGACAGAAUAAUGGCAGUCCUGGAACAUCCUUCUUCCAUCAUAAAGUUUAUGAUCACACAACCCUAUUGCUGAACAAUUUAAACAGGGGACCAGCUGGUGAUUCAAAUACAAUAAAGGAUUAUCUCAACCUUGAUUCUGAUCAGCUUAAAGCAUGGUUCUUACCUGAACAUGGCAAACAUACAUUUGCAGGGUCUAACUCUAAAUACCAUUUUGAUGAGCUACAGAUUUAUGGGAAGGCUCAGCUAGCAGUACUAACAGAUCCAGUAGAAAGUGCUGCUACAAUUUAUUUUGAGAACAUGAUAGGGGAUAGAUCUGGAGCCAUACAUGUAGGAAAAGGACAAGUGAUGGAUCUGGAGAGACAGAAAAUAGAUCUUCCAUUCAGUGUCCAUGUAUAUGAUGGUGGUUACCUAGGCUUGGCUCCAGACACUUUCAUACAUGGCGUGGAUAUCUUUCUAAAUGGGACUUUGGCUAAUGUUGACAACCUGACAUUACAUCACGAAGGAAAACUCUGGUUGAAUAUAGACGGACGAACUAAGGGACUGGAUGCUAGUACCUACAGUUUUCAGUUUGUACAUGUUAAAAAUGCUGGAUAUCUUCACAUGAUCAGUGACCCAGUUUUUGAACCCAGCAUAUCUUUUUCCACAGUUGCCCUUAAUAUUGAUGGAGGUGGACUGGUACGAGGAACUUAUGUUGUUUUUCACUCAGAGAACAUUACAAUAGAUUCAGGUGGUACUCUCACUGCUGAUGGAUUGGGUUAUGAACAAGCAGACGGUCAGAGAACAGAUUCCUCUGGUAAUCCAAGGAAAGGAUUACAUGGUGUCAUCAAUCCUGGACUUGGUCUGACUGGUAGCCUUGGUGCAUCAGGAGCUGGUCAUGGAGGAAGUGGAGGAAGAGGGAAAUAUAAUGAUAAAGGAGGAGAACCCUAUGGAGAUUUAUAUGAACCCACAUUAUUUGGCAGUUCUGGUGGAGGACAUAUUGGUGGAGCUGGCGGUGGUAGACUAUGGUUGAAUGUGACCAAUACUAUAAUGAUUGAUGGACUUCUCACAGCCAGUGCAGAGAAUGGACAAACACAAUACAAUUACAAUUCAAUAGCAAGCACUGGUUGGGUAACAGACUACCCUUCAGGUGGUGGUAGUGGAGGGAGUAUAUGGCUCCAUUGCUACAGGAUUACUGGGUACGGAACAAUACUGGCACGUGGUGGAAAUGGGACUCUAGGCACUUAUAGACACACAGGUACUGAUGGCAGUGGCCACACAACUUAUCCAUCAACAUCUUACGGUGCAGGUGGAGGAGCUGGUGGAAGGAUUGCAAUGUACUUUCAGAAAAAUGAUACUUUCAGUGAGUUCCAAUAUCUUGCCAAUGGUGGGUGGCCAGGGUUAGAGAAUGCUGAGGUUGGAGGACCAGGGACUGUCUACUUGUAUCACACUAUUGAGGUCCACAGAACUUUAAUUAUUGAUAACAAUGGGGCUCCUGAACCAUUAAAUCAAUAUGUCAACUGGAAUGAUGUAACAAAAGAUGGUGGACGUGCCUGGAUUCUGCCUCAGUCUGGUAUACAUGAGUUUGCUAAAGGUGCCUACAUUUUCGAGUUUGAGGAAAUUCAAAUUUAUGGUAAUGGCCACCUUGCUGUAUUGAAUCCUUCAGAAAUUAGUGUGAUUGAUGCCGCAGUAUCUGGAUCUGUUAGCAAUAUUAAUGUUACUAUUGAUUUUAAAUAUAUGAUUGGUGACAGGACUGGCACAGUACAUGUUGCAGACAAACAAGUGAUGGAUUUGAUAAGGGAAGAAAUAGACUUGCCAUUUAAUUGCUAUGUUUAUUUUGAUGGAUUCCUAGGCCUUGCUCCCAUGACAUAUGUCCAUGGAGUUGAAAUUCAUUUGGCAGGUGUUUUGGCAAAUAUUGAAAACAUAACUAUUCACCAUGGUGGAUAUUUAUGGUUACAAAAUGGAGGUAGAACCCAGGGAAAUCCUCACAGUCACUAUACCUUUGAUUAUGUUCUUGUCCAAGAUCAAGGAAAGAUUGAUUGUACAACAGAUGCAGUGACAGAUAUUGGAAUUUACUUCCAUCUGAAAGCUGUCACAGUUGAAGGUGGUGGCAUCAUACACGGAACUCACAUGACUUAUAAUGUGGCAAAUGUCACUGUUGACGCAGGAGGUGUCAUUACAACAGAAGGGAAAGGGUAUACAACAUCACAUAGUAAUACCACACACUUUAGUACCUCAGUUCAUGGACAUGUCAACCCUGGAAAGCCUCUUAGUACCUAUGGUGGUGGUGGCCAUGGUGGGAGUGCUGGUGAAGGAUAUAACUCACAGAGGGCGGGGUUUGCCUAUGGUAAUAUCUAUGAACCAAUCAAAUUAGGUAGUUCAGCUGGGUCUGGAGGUACAGGAGGAGGUGUCAUUUGGAUGAAUGUGACGCAUACAAUACAUAUUGACGGAGAGGUAAACUCUGAAGGUGGUGACGGCAAUGCUGGAGGAAGUGGAGGUAGUGUCUGGAUGUUCUGUGAACUCAUCAAAGGUUACGGUAAAAUAACGGCUCAUGGCGGAAAUGCCACUCAUGGAAAUGGUGGUGGUGGAGCUGGUGGCAGGGUGGCAGUCUACUUUAAUAAAAAUGAAACUAUGACAUCUUUCAGAUUCCAAGCUAUUGGAGGCAAAGGUGGGUCGUCUGCUGAAAAUGGUGGUGCUGGUACAGUAUUUGUCUAUCACAUGGGUGAGGAUCAUAAAACUCUGAUUAUUGACAAUGGAGGUCACCAGCCAAAAGACAAAUACAAUGUUAUUGAUGAUUAUUCUGAUUUGUCUUCUGACAGCUGUAGAACAUGGAUUUUACCAGAAUCUGGUGAUCAUUUCUUUGCAGGAGGUGGCUACAAAUAUCACUUCCAAGAAUUCCAAAUGUAUGGGGCAGCUCACCUGGCUUUCUUGCCUGAACCAAUUGAUAAUGAAGUUGAUGUGUUUUUCUUGUACAUGAUAGGGGACCGAACUGGAACUGUUCAUUUAGGCAACAACCAAAUUAUGGAUCUUAAUAGAGAUGAAAUUGAUCUGCCAUUCAGUGUUAGGGCAUAUGCUGGAUCAUACUUAGGUUUGGCUCCUAUUACAAUUGUACAUGGUGUCAGCAUCUGGAUGCACGGAGAACUUGCUAACAUAGACAACAUAACUUUACACCACAAUGGCCUCCUGUCAUUGGAAAGUGGAGGGUUUACAAAAGAUUUAGCUCCAGAUCACUUCCAAUUUAAUUGGGUCAGAGUUCAAGAAAAUUCAACCAUAAGAUCUUUAACAGAUCCUGUAACAGAACCUGGAAUUGAUUUCCUUGUUCAUUUCAGCAUGUAUGUUGAAGGUGGAGGCACCUUUGUUGCCACAAAUGCUUCAAUUCAGGCUAUUAAUAUCACUAUAGACGAUGGAGGUGCAUUACAUGGAGACAGUUUGGGAUACAGAUCUACUGAUACACAAGCAGGUGAAAUAAACAUUGGUAAAGGGAUAACUCACACUUCAGGAUCAUCUGGAGCAGGUCAUGGUGGUACCAGUGGUCGAGGUGCAGGGACAACGCUGACUGGACAACCUUAUGGACACCUAUAUCAGCCUUUUGUACAUGGUAGUGCUGGUGGUGGAGAUGGUGGCCAAGGUGGUGGCAUGCUGUGGCUAAAUGCUACCAAUAUGAUAGAGAUUGAUGGACGCUUGAGUGCUAAUGCUGGUGAUGCUAGGGCAGCAAGUGGUGGUGGUGGCUCAGGUGGCAGUAUUUGGAUGUACUGUAGAGUUUUCAGAGGUCUAGGAACUAUUGCUGUGAAUGGUGGCAGUCAAUAUUCAGGGGGUUCUGGUGGAGGUGGAGCAGGAGGGAGGAUAGCUGUGUACCUGUGGAUAAACAAUACUUACCUGGGAGACUAUGAGUCACAUGGUGGAAGUGUUAAUGUGGCUACCUCUCCCAAUUCUCAGCCUGGUGGUCCAGGAACAGUACUUCUUUAUCACGUGGAACAUGAUCAUGAAACACUGUAUAUAAAUAACGAUGGCCUGGAAAGUGAUGUAGGAAUGAUAAAAGAUUACACAGAUCUUAGUGAGGAUAGUUUCAAGGCUUGGAUUCUACCUAAUGCUGGACAACAUUGGUUGGCUAAUGAAAACUAUGAUUUCCAGUUUGAAGAGUUACAAAUAUAUGGAAAUGCACAUUUAGCAUUGCUCCCUGAACCUUUUGAAAAAGGUGUAAGUUUACAUUUCCAACACAUGAUUGGAGAUCGUACUGGCUAUGUACAUGUUGGCAAUCAUCAGGUCAUGGAUCUUAGAAGAAAAUUCCUUGAUACUCCUUUCAAUACAUAUGUCUAUGAUGGAGGCUACCUUGGUCUGGCACCCGACACAAACUUAGAACGAGUCUUUGUCAGAUUGGAAGGAACUAUGGAUCAUGUGAUCAACAUGACACUCAUUGAUGGUGGCUCAUUACGCCUUCAUCUGACAGGAUCCACAAACAACCGUGAUAGACUUAACUAUCACAUCAAUGGCACAACAGUGAUAAAAGCCAAGUCAUAUAUCAACUGCUCUAACCCCAGAGCCCAUGAUGACCAGUACCAGCUUGUGUUUAAUCACUUACGUGUAGAAGGGGGAGGAGCUAUUAAUGGAUCCUUCAUGAGAAUACAGGCUACAGAUAUGUUUGUGGAUGAUGGAGGAAUUGUUAGUGUCAACAAUGGUGGUCACUCUCCUGAUCAUGGACCAGGAGUUGGACAGUGGCAUAGGUAUGGGGCAAGUGGUGCCUCCCAUGGUGGUACUGGUGGCCAAGGAGCUUGUAGCAACCACCUAUCCUGUAAACUGUCUCGUAGUAAAGCCUAUGGAGACCUCAAACAGCCCCUGGAGUUUGGAAGUGGUGGUUCAGGUGCUAGAGGAGGAUCAGGUGGAGGUCGACUUAAAAUGGAAAUAAAGAAUACUCUGGCAGUAGAUGGGUAUGUAAUGGCCAACAGUGAGGAUGUACUCUCUGUGUCGUCAUGGUCUGGUGCCAGUGGUGGGAGUGCAGGAAGUAUACUCAUCAACACUGUCAACUUUACAGGAAGCCAUACAGGACACAUCCAAGCUCUUGGAGGCGUGGCUGACAUCAGUAUAGGUGGAGGUGGGGCAGGAGGAAGGAUUGCCUUGUACCAAAAUACCCACCAUACUAUUCCCCCAUACCGAGGAUUCUUUGAUACUUAUGGGGGCAGAGGAAAUUCAAACAAAGGAUCAGAAGCAGGUGCGUCAGGUACAGCCUUCAUUCAGAACACAGAAACUGGCUACUCUAAGCUUCUUGUAGAUAAUCAUAACCAGCUGCCAAGGGAUGAACACUCUGCUUUGUUGAAUGAGGGUUAUAGAGCAGAUUUGACAAUCUCAGAGUCAAGUUACUCCCAAUCAAGCUUAUACACAUCUACCAAAGGACAUAAUAUCACAUCUUCAGCCAAUACCUAUGUCUAUAGCUAUCCCUGUUAUAGUGGAAACUACUACCUUAUGUACUUGUUUGACCAGACACUAGCCAGUGAGAGUGGACAGAUUUAUGUAGCCUCCUCUGGCUCAGCUACCAUAACAGUAGAACUGGUGGCAGAGGCCUUUGUAACAAAGCUUAAAAUCUACCCAACAGCUUCUUUCCCAUCAAGAUUCAAGGUUAUAGGAUAUAAUGGAGUCACAUCUUUUGUUGUAACCACUAACUAUGUAGAACCACGUACACCCAUCAUCCAAGGAUCUUACUUAGAAUUGCCAGUUAUGCAGACAGCUACAAAAUUCCAGUUUCUUGUCUCAUCUACUGGCUCCUCGUCAUCUAGUUGUAACUACAGAGCUUCUCUUACAGAAAUAGAGAUAUUUGCUGAUGCCAAAAAUGUUUUUGAUAGAUACAAAUAUACUGACCUUGAUGGAGCCACCACAUGGAUCUUUGCCAAGACAGACAAAGAACAGUUUGACUUUAAUGAAAUAACAGUACAAGGAGGCGGACAUUUGGCCUUUAAUUCUUCUGUUAGUCUGACAUCACCUGUUAAUAUAAAUGUAGGAACAUUUGUGGGAGAUAGAACAGGUUACAUCCACAUUGGACACAAUCAAGAGCUAUCCAUCAAUUACACAAAUGCAGAUAUUCCUUUCAACACACAUGUGUAUGAAAAUGGCAAAGCUACCUAUCCUCCCAGACCAUUCUUCUACGGAACACAUCUGUAUACUUCGGGAGAGAUCCAGGGUAUAGAAGAUCUGUAUGUAUUUGAUGGAGGCAGUGUGACCGUAGACACUAAUGGUAGUAUAGGUAUGACAACACCAGCUAAGGUUUCAUUGAAGUCAUUACAUGUACAAGACAAGGGUACAUUCCAGAUGGAUUCCUACACCAAAGAUAACAUGUUUGUUAUGGAUUCUACAAAUGUCACAAUUUAUGGAGGGGGACAUUUCAAGGUCAAUACUGGACUUAACAUGACAACUCACCAUUUAAUGGCCAUUUUCUCUGGAGGACUGAUUGAUUUAGAUGGUCAAGGUCUUUCACAGCCAGAAGAUGUUGGACCUGGAUAUGGAACUGGAUCUCUCACAGGAGGAAGUGGUGGUGGCCACGGUGGCAGUGGUGGACAUGGUUCUGAUGCCUAUACUGUAGGACAAGGAUAUGAUUCUAUUUACACACCAGUUAAAUAUGGUAGCCCAGGAGGAUACGGCAAUUAUAGAGAUUCUCUGUACUUUGGUGACAGCACUCAUCGUAAUACUUUGGUGCGAGGCCACAUUGGUGGUGUAAGUGGUGGCAGGAUUCACUUGACAGGAAGACAUGUUGAUAUUGAUGGGGAGAUAACUGUUGAUGGACAACCACCAGAGAAUCAGCUAGGAGCAAAUGCUGGAGGAGGAUCUGGAGGCAGUGUAUGGAUUGUUUGUGACGAGGUUGUAGGACACGGUCUAAUAACAGCAAAUGGAGGCAAUGGCAAUGGUCAAGGAGGGGGAGGAAGUGGUGGAAGGAUCUCUAUACAGUCUAGCAAUACCAAUAAACUCAACAUUACACUGAAAGCUUACGGAGGUAUCAGCAACUUUGAAAGUGGUGGUGCGGGAACAAAAUAUGAAGAAUUGUUCAAUGCUACAAAUAAAAUGCCUAUCAACAAAAAGCUUACAGUUGACAACAAUGGUCAUGCCUACCCCAGAGCAGCUAAUAUCCAACAUGGAGACCGCCGUAACUUGUUGAAUGGUGUGUAUGACGAUAUCAGUCAAUCAGGUGGUAUAACCUGGCUGUACCAUGAUGACCCUCAGUAUAAAUUUGAUACUGUUGUGCUGCAGGGGAAUGCACAUGUAGCAAUACUUAGUAAUACAUCUGUACAAGAUAUUGAUAUCAGAGUGGAAUAUCUAAUUGGUGAUACAACAGGAGUGUUGCAUGCUGGGAAAAGACAGACAUUUGGAUUUAAAAAUGUUGACACAUAUAUGCCUAUCAAUAUUAUGUGCUACAGAUACAGUUUCCUAGAGAUACCAGAAAGAAUAGCAAUGAGAGAAGUAUGGGCAGAAAUAAAUGGUACAAUCAUAGGCUUGGAUGAUAUCUCAGUGGAAAAUGAAGGAGAACUUUAUAUAUGGUCAUAUGCUAACACUGAGGGCUUGUCAGAAGGAUCAUUACAAUUAACCAAUAUUUCUGUAAAAGCUGGAGGAAAAUUUGAACCAUUGACUGCAGAAAAGGUCAUCAAUAUCACAGUAGUUAGGGUCCUUGUCAAUGGAAAUGGUUAUGUCAGAACUAAUCACCUUGAACUCCAUGCUGUCAAUGUCACCAUUGAUCUUUCAGGUGAUUUCCAUGCUGAUUUUACUGGACAUGCUGGAGAUAUAGGACCAGGAGCAGGUUUAGCCAAGUCUUAUCAUGCUGGGGCCUCAGGGGGAGGUCACGGAGGCAGAGGAGGAAGAUCUUAUAGAGGAUAUUAUUCUGCACUGGCCUAUGAUUCUAUAUACAUACCCAGUGAGAUGGGAAGUGGAGGUGGGACUGGUUCUAAUGGUGAUGGAGGCAGAGGUGGAGGAAUAAUCCACAUGUAUAUAUCUGAUGAGCUGAGAGUUGAAGGAAGACUUCACUCUAAUGGAGAGAAAGGAGGAGGUACCACAGGAGGGGCUGGGGCUGGAGGUAGUAUCUAUGUUGUAGUGGGACAUCUAGAUGGAGCAGGCAGUAUAGAAACAUUUGGAGGGGCAGGAAGCUCAAAUGGUGGUUGUGGUGGAGGUGGCAGGAUGGCUCUCUACCACAGUAGAGAAAACCACUUCACUGGAGAAUACUUAGUCUACGGUGGCCAUGGUCUAUCAGGGUAUGGAGGAUCAGGAACAGUCUACCUAGAGGAUCAGACUAAUUCUACACAUCCUGUGAGAGAUCUGAUUAUAGACAAUUCUGGUUACACAAAAUCAGAACAAAUUGAAGAAUCAGAAGUAUUGUAUUUGGCAUAUGGAUGGGAUGUUAGUUCUGGAUACUACACAUAUAACAACAUAUUGAUUGUGACUGAUGUCAAUGUAUAUAAAAACUACCAUCUACACAGGAUUACUGAUGGUAGCAGUUCAACAGGAUAUCUCAGUAGUGAUAAAACACCAACCAUCACUGUGACCUUCCCUCAUACUUUAUAUGUGGACCAUCUCAGAGUUUUUCCAUUGUGUUCCAGUUCUUUAAGGAGUAACUACUACAUAAAGACUACAAACAGUACAACUGAAGUAGACCGUACCAAUGGUUAUAUAGAUACAAUAGGCUGUGAUACACAAAGUAAUGCUGAUCAUUAUGGAAAAGUGGUUGUUCAAGAUUAUGUAGACAAGAUCUACAUCCAUUUGCAAGCUACCUCUAUCUAUGCUGGGCUAGCAGAAUUUGAGAUUUAUCUAAGUGAGAACCCUAGUUCUAAUCAACAGGAUGUUUAUUCCAACUCACCUGGAGCUGGCUAUAUUAUUCACAGUGAAGAUCAGAAAUCUGUGUAUGAAUUUGAAAAGUUGACAAUUAAAGGUGGUGGCUCCUUAGAGAUGACAGAUGACAAUGCAGCAUUGUUUGUACAUGAUAUCAGUGGUGACAACACCGGGAGAGUGACUGUAAGACCAAGUCAGAGUUUUAAAACUGACCUUGACAGAGCUUUGAUGGAGUUCAGCGUGCUUACACAGAGAGAUUCAGAACUCCAUCUCCCACCAUCUAUAGAUUGUAGACAUAUAGAUCUGUACAUCAAAGGCCAUUUUGAAGUGAUGGACAAUGUUACUGUUAAUGCCUAUUGUAGCCUAACAAUUGACCACUAUCAGCCCACAACUAAUAUGAUUGAUCACCUAGAUAUAAAAACAUUUGGAGAAGUGAAUGUGCUGACAGACAGCGAGGCGUUAACAACAUUACAGGGAACCACUCUUACAGUCAGAAGUGGAUCUAAGCUAUUCUCCAAUGAUCUGAAAUUAACGUACACCAACAUUACAAUAGAACCGUAUGGUGAGCUGACAGUAGAUGAGGGGGUACCAGAGUUUGAAAGAGAAAUAGGAAUUGGUAAAGGCUCCUCUAGCACAGCUGGAAGUUCUGGUGGUGGCCAUGGUGGUAAUGGAGGUCAAGGUCAAGGUCAGAAUACAGUUGGUGCAGGUCAUGGGUCAUAUCUACAACCAACAACCUUUGGAAAGGAUGGUGGACAUUCCAUGUUCCCUCACAUAGGUGGUAGGGGAGGUGGUAGACUAGAGGUAAAAGUCAGCCAUACUUUAACUAUGGAUGGGUUUCUCACUGCUAAGGGAGGUAACUGGAAGUCUUACAGAGCUGGUGGUGGAAGUGGCGGCAGUAUCUUCAUCAACACAUGGACUAUAGAUGGAGAUGGAACCAUUGACUCUUCAGGAGGGAAUGGCUAUGAUGGUAGUCAGGUUAAUGGCGGAGGAGGAGGAGGCGGUCGUGUUGCACUGUACUAUGUGUAUGAUUUCUUUGUUGGCACAUUUAAGUCAGUUGGUGGGACAAGUGGUAGUGGAGGGGAAAAUGGUGGACCUGGUACUAUAUAUGUUCACAAACUACCAAUAGAAAACCAAGACAUGACCAAAUUUGUCUCCAACAGGACUCUCUUUGUGGACAACCAUGGCAGAGGUCCUAAAAACCCAUUAAGAAACCUGACAGAAGUGUACAACAACUUCACACAAGGUGGUGGUGUGGCUUGGAUUAUUCCAGUGAAAUACCCUGACUUUGUUAUAGAGACCAAGAAUGACACACAAAUUGUUCUGGAAGAACUUCAGAUCUAUCGUCAGGCCCAGCUUGCUGUAGUGAAACCAUCAAACACAAAGUCUAGGAUAGAUCUACUUGUAGAGGCUAUUGAUGGAGACAGGACAGGUCACGUCCACAUAGGAUACAACCAAUCCUUAUAUAUAGGUACUGGAAAACUUCCCAAUGAUUUAUCUGUUUAUCAUGGAGGGGAGGUAACUCUACAAGGUGAACUGAGAGUGGCAGGAGUCGAUGUCAUGAUAGAAGGAGUAAUGAAAAAUGUAGAAAACCUAACUGUCGUUGAUGAAGGUAUACUGAGAAUUAAUGAAAUGUGGGACACAUCUAACAAGAGAGUUGAUGAAAUCAUAUUUAAAGCAUUUAACAUCCGAAAUCGUGGCUACAUGUACAUGAACAAUAACUUGGAAAAGCAUAUCCUGACUGGAGAGGAGCUUAGGGUCUAUCCUGGUGGAUUACUUAAUGCUAAAAACCUUCAGAUAAAUGCACAUACAGUCACCAUAGAUGUCAUGGGUGAAGUAAGGGCAGAUAAUAAUGGAUACUGUGAUGGAGGAGCUGGACAAGGCACUAACUACACAUCCACAUAUACCUAUGGUACAGGUGCUAGCUAUGGUGGUGAAGGAGGGGCAGGUAACUCUGACAGAUCAGCUCCCUAUGCUUAUGGAUCAUUUAAUCGUCCUGCUUUGUUUGGGAGCAGUGGUGGUCACUCAGGUGGUUGUGGUGGUGGAAUUAUCUAUCUCAAUCUGACAUCAGAAGCUAAAGUGGAUGGAACACUGAGUUCUAAUGGACAGGCAGGGUCAAGUACACAGGGUGGUGGAUCAGGGGGUAGUAUUCUGGUCACUACACAAUUGUUUGAUGGAACUGGCUCUAUUGAGGUGACUGGAGGGGCUGGCUAUAAUGGUGGUGGUGGAGGUAGAAUGUCUAUUAUAUAUACCAAAAAUCAUUACAUUGGUGAUUUAUUGUCACUUGGUGGUACAGCUAGCUCUGGGGAGAUUGGAGCUGCUGGGACAGUAUACCUCAGGAAUAUUGGAACAUCCCCUUCAGCAAAUAAACUACAGAUAUAUAACCAGAAAGGAAAUGGGAACCGUAAGACAAAGAUUACUAUCCCAGAUGACAAGAUAGAGGAACAUGAGUUAGACACUUUAGAUCUAGGAACCUAUGCUGAGGUUGGACUGAUGGCCACAGACAAUGAUGGAUACAGGACUGAUGGGGCCAGAAAGCUAACACUGACCACUGUGGCUGGUGACCACACUGCUGGUGUCCAUGUAGAAGAAAACAUGUGGCUUAAUAUUGACUUUAAUUCUACAGCAGUUUUAUCAUUCGAUGUUACUUUAUAUGAGGAAGGAACAGUUAAUUUACCAUUUGACACAUAUCUGAAGGACUGUAGAAUAACCCUUUAUGGUGGACUGUUGAAAGGUGUUGAAACACUGAACAUAUCUUUGGACGGUUCCUUCACGGUGUAUCCUCCUGUCAAACAUAAUUCCACUAGUACAACCGAGGAGAGCUCAUUCUCAAUGAACAGUAUAACCAUACUGGAUGGGGGUCUGUUUGAGUACAAAGGUGAUGCUAGUAACAAUAAUAAGCUGAAUAUCAUGUUAGAUGGAAGUCUUCAUAUAAGAGGAGGAGGAAUAUUCAAGGUCAACAACUUAAACCUGGAAGCUGUUAAUGUGACAAUAGACACAGAAGGGUUGAUAGAUGCCACAGGGCGGGGAUGGAGUCCAGGUCAAGGAACAGGGCCAGGUAUUGCAAGCUCUGAUGGUGGUUCUGGUGGCACUCAUGGUGGCUUAGGAGGACAUGGAAAUGGGAUCACUGCCACAGGUCAGUCCUACAGUAAUGUACAGAGACCAACAGACUAUGGAAGUGGAGGGUCUAUUGGUACUGGUACCUCCAGUGGAGGAGAAGGAGGAGGAAUAGUCUACCUCAAAGCCUUCCACAACAUGGAGGUAGAUGGUGAUAUUAAGGUUGAUGGUAACACAGCAGAAACUCCUACAUCAGGAGGAGGAUCUGGUGGCAGUUUGAUACUGGACACUCAACACUUUACAGGUACAGGAACAAUAUCAGCUAAUGGGGGAGAUGGGGCUGUAGUUGCCCACUGUAGUAAACAUGACAUAGAACGUCGAUGUCUGGAGUGUGAGUCUAGGUAUUUCUGGGUAGGAUAUAACUGUGUUUCAUCAUGCCAAGAAACAAAUAACCACUGCUGUUAUAUUGAUAAUGUCCAUCAUAUAUGCCGCGGAUAUAGUGGUUAUGAUUUAUCACACUGUUACAGAGGAUAUUGUAAAGGAGAAACUAAUGUACAGACUAUAGCUGUUGGAGGAGGAGGUGGAGGGGGUAGAGUAGCUGUAUUUGUUAACGCCACCAACACUUACAGAGGUACAUACAACACCUAUGGUGGGAGGAGUUAUGCAGAACAAGGUGGAUCUGGAACAGUUUUCGUAAAGGCACCUGACUCAGACACAGGACUGACAGAGACGUCACUUUAUAUAGACAAUAGAGACUAUAAACCUAAGUCAACCUAUGUUACUGAUAAAUCUAUGGACACAGGAAAGACCUAUAUUGUAACUACUGCUGAAGAUUCCAUAGAUCCAAUCAAAUUUGACCAUGUGCACAUCAACUCUGCAGCUCAUCUGGUAUUCCUCAACACCUCAUCUAACGCACCUAAUGUUACCAUUGGCUAUCUACAUGGUGACAAGACUGGAAUGCUACAUGUGACCAAAGAACAACCAAUCACUGUUCUAGACAAUAAUUCUCCAUUCCCAUCUUCUUUCAGGAUUUAUGAGAGUGCAGAGUUCAAUAUGCCACAAGCUGUGUAUUUGAUUGGAUUAGAAUAUAAAACAAUUUACAUAGAUGGAGUCCUUACAGGAGCUAAUGAACUUGUUAUUGGACAAGGUGUGAAUUUCCUCAUUGGAGAAAAGAGCCAUACCAUAGGACAGUCUGACAGAGAAUUUAUAUUUGAUACGCUGGAGAUAAAAGCUGAUGGUAAAGUGUCAUCUACAUAUGUUAAUGAACAUGAGUUGUCCCUAAGUCUCACACUCAACACUUUACUCAGAAUCCAUGCUGGAGGCAAAAUACAGGCUCCAUGGUUAGAAGUAACAGCCAAACAAGUACAGAUUGAUGUUGCAGGAGUGAUAGAUUCCAGUGGUGAAGCACCAACAGAUCUGGUAGAGCAAGAUGCUCAAGAUAAACCAGAUGGAGGUGGCUCUGGUGGUGGCAAUGGUGCAGCUGGUGGUCAAGGAAAAUUUCAGCCAUUUGUUGGCCCCCCUCCAAGCUAUGGUUCUAUGUACACGCCCAAAGAAUAUGGUGGUAAUGGUGGAAAAGGGGGAGGAGCCAGUACAUCAGCUGAUCUACAGUGUACUCCACAUGGAUCUUACACUGGAGGUAGAGGUGGUGGUGUAGUUGUCUUAAAUGUGGCUCAAGAUUUACAAUUGGAUGGUGAAAUUCUAUGUAACGGUAAAUCUGGAUCUGGGGGACGUGCUGGAGGAGGAGCGGGAGGAAGUAUCUUUAUAACAACAGGUCACAUGACAGGAACUGGCAUACUGUCAGUCAAAGGAGGAGAUGUUACAGGAAGUUCUACUUGUCUUGGGGGAGGUGGUGCAGGAGGAAGAAUAGCUGUCCAUUACACUAACUACACUUACUCUGGAACAAAAGAUGCUUAUGGUGGAAGCGGACAUGAAUGUGGAGGAGCAGGCACAGUGUUGUUUAAAGAUUUAUCUGAUAAUUCUAAUAGUCUACUGGUUGAUAACAAUCAUGUAUGUUCACCCCUCAAACCAAAUAUUAAUUUUGAUGAAUUGUCAGACAUAGGAAGAAAAGAAUACAGCUUCCACACUUGGGUAUUUGAUCAUUCUGACUGUGAUCAUAAUGUUGGCUGUUCUCACUCCUUCAAGGAAAUCACAAUCCAAGGUAAAGCACACCUGGCUGUCCAUAGAAGAAACAUCGACACACAUACACAAUUCAUAACAAUCUACAAAACCUCCGGAGAUAAGACAGGUACGUUCCAUGUUGGACCUCACCAGGAACUGACUGCAGACCUACCGGAAGACAGCCCAGAACUACAGUAUGGUCUCAUCAUAUACCCAGAUGGACAGAUGCAGACUGCCAGAAAUUUUGUUGUUAAUAAUAUCACUGUGGAGUUGGAAGGUAUACUGACUGGAGUUGAAAAUCUCAGAAUUGGCCCUGGUGGACAUGUUAUUAUCAAACCAUAUGGAAAUGCUACAACAGGUGUAACUAAGGAGAUAACCUUUACAGAGGUCAUAGUUGAAGGAGGUGGUAUCUUAGAGAUAGAUAGUGGUGGAGAUGCAAUGAAACUGAUUGGUACAAAGAUACAUGUAGAAAGUGGUGGUAUUAUACAGGCAGACUUCCUUGAUCUUGUGGUGUCCGAACUGAUUGUUGAUGAUUCAGCACAGAUACAUGCUAAUCAUAAGGCGUCAUCAUUUGGAGGUGGCAUUGGAGUGGCAGAUGAUAAAGCAGGAGCAGGUCAUGGUGGCAUGGGUGGUAAAGGCACUGUUGCAGACUCUGGUGGCUAUUUUUAUGGGGAUGUCAAAUCUCCAAGACAUUUUGGUAGCAAUGCCAAAUACAAUAAGAUAGAAGUUUAUGGAGGGGGUAUCAUUAAUAUUGUUGCCAGUGUAUCAUCUAGUAUUGAUGGUACUAUAAGCUGUAAUGGACAGGAUGGUAAAUCUGGUAGUGGAGGAGCUAGUGGGGGAAGUAUAAGGUUACAGACUGAUGCCCUAUAUGGAAAAGGAAAACUUCUAGUAAAUGGUGGUCAAGGCAGCAGUGGAGCUGGCAGUGGAGCAGGAGGUCGUUUAGCUGUGUAUUACACAUCUUCAGAAUACACAGGGGAUUUCACUGCUUAUGGUGGACACUCUUCAUCAGGUUAUGGGGGAGCAGGCACAGUGUAUGAGUCUUCCAGUACAAAAACCAAACUGAUUAUAGAUAACAAAGAAGCUCACACUGUAAAGGAACUGGUUGAUAAUAUGGAUGCAGACACCAUUUUUAGAAGUGAUGGAAGUAGAACUUGGAUAACGUUUGACAAUAGUAAUACACUUGAAGUCAAUGAGUUAUAUCUUCGUAAAGGAGCUCACUUAGCCUUGGAACCUAGUUCUAGCUCUUCUAAAAUACAUUCUCUAACAGCUCAGAGCUUCUAUGGUGAUGAUGAUUUUGUGACUGCAACAUCAAAUAUUGGUACCUUACAUGUUGGUGUGCAUCAGGUGAUAACCAUUAGACAAGUGUCCCUUUAUUUCCCAGCACAUGCCAAAGUUUAUGCAGGUGGUACUUUAACACUGCCAUCUACUGUUAAAAUGUAUGCAACAAACAACUUGGUCCAUGGAAAGUUAGGAGGACUUCAGGAACUAACUAUGAUAAAGUCAACCCUUGAUGUGCGAGAAACUGGAAAAUCUCACACCACUCCAUCAACAUUCCAGCUGUCUAACUUGUACCUCCGACAAGGAAGUAAAAUGUUAAUGACGGAUGAUGUUCAGUAUAACCUUGCAGUGAACAAACUAUUAAUAGGAGCGUCAUGUGAGAUAACCACAGGGAGGCUCACUGUGGAGGCUACUGAGUUUGAAUCAGAAGAAGGAGGAGUUAUAAACUUGAAUGCGAUGGGAGAUAUAAAUAGUGGAGAUGGUUAUGCAUCUCACAAUGCUGGUGCUGCCCAUGGAGGUGAAGGAGGAGGUAUUGGUAAUGGUACAGGAGGAUCUGCAUAUGAUUCCUAUCUUAAACCCUCAUCCCCUGGCUCAGGUGGUGUCAGCACACAUGGAGGGGGGGUGUUACAUAUACAGGUCACAACAUUUACACAUAAAGGAGAUAUUACUGCAGAUGGUGAGAGUGCCAAUGUAACAAGUGGUGGUGCCUCUGGAGGAAGUGUUUGGGUGUCAACAUCAGUUGCUCAAGUCACUGGUACAAUAAGUGUGAAUGGGGGAAAUGGUAUGUCAGGAGGAGGGGGAGGCGGAGGUCUGAUAGCGAUUGAAUACAUCAGUGGUAAUAUAAAUGGUAAUUUGAGAGCUUACGGCGGCAAAGGUGAAGGAAGUUUCAAAUCAGGAGCAGCUGGAGUUGUCUACCUUGCCAAGGAUAUCAAUUCUCUAGAACCUGACAGAAAGAUAAUAAUUAACAACCGGGAUACAGUAACAGAUGCAAUCAGCAGAAUACCUGUACCUAUUACUGAGUUCUCCGUCACGAUAGAUAAAAUACAGAUUGAAACCCACUCUACAGUAGCUUUUACAGAGAGAGGUAGUGUAGGUUUUGCCCUUAGUGCUACCGUGGGAGACAUAAUAGGAGAAACAUUUACAACUUUUACUGUUGACAAAUAUAAUGAAGUAUACCUAUCAACUAAGUAUCCCUCAGCUGUCAGUGAAUUGACAUUAAAGACGUCCAUACAUGUCUCUGAAUAUGGCAAACUUGAACUACCAGAGAAUGUUGUUAUUGAUAAAGAUCACCUACUAGAGAUUUGUGGAACAUUGAUGCCAAAGACCAGCAAUCUUUACAUCAGAGACAGUGGUACCGUGAAAGCUGGGAAUCCUGCUCGAACAGGAAGCUCUUAUGUUGAUGAUACAACUACAAGUGUAUUAACAUUUUCAUCAAUAAUUAUAGAUCAUAAUGGAAAAUUUGAACAUUCAGAAAAAUGUCUUAAAUCAAAUCAGGCAACAACCUUAAUAACUCACAGUUACAGCACGUCUGGUGGAUACUCUGUUACUGAUAGUGGUUUUGAACUUCAGGCAACUGAAACCAAUGAAAUAAGUCCAUUGUUAAAUGCCACAUGUGACAGUACAACUGAUUUGUUGAUUUACCGAGAUACUCAUUGUGAGUUGGCAGCAAAGGCAUACUCUUAUAACAGCAUUGUGAUUGAAGCAGGAGGGAAACUUAUCCUGACUGGUGAUCCAGCUGGUAAAAACUUUACAAAGAUAACUGUCACCAAUCUGGAAAUCAAAUAUGGGGGAAUUAUAGAAGGAACAGGUAAAGGCUUCAGAACUAAUGGGCUAGGAGCACCAGGCAGCAGUAGUGCAGGAGCUAGUCAUGGAGGAAGUGGAAAAAAUAAUCCAAACAAAAUUUAUGGGAACAUCAUAUCUCCUAAGGCAUAUGGAAGUAAUGGGUUUGGUGCAUCUUUAAGUUCUGGUUCAGGUGGAGGUCAGAUUGAGUUGAACGUCACUAAUAAGUUCACAUUGAAUGGCGAGAUUAAUAUGAAUGGUCAGAAUUCCGCAACAUCUGGUGGCAGUGGUGGAAGUAUACUGGUAACAGCUAAGGACAUGUCUGGAACAGGAACACUGUCUACUGUUGGUGGAUCUGGAGGAGGAGGGGGAGGACGUAUUUCUAUUAAAAUCUCUAGAACAUAUAAUUAUGAAGGAGAUAUCACAGCAGCAGGAAAUGAGGCAUCACCAGGAACUGUAUAUGUUUCCAAGGUUGUAUCUGGAUCUCAAUACACCAUGUUGAUUAUAGACCAACCAGGCACCACAGAAGUUGACAGUGGUCUAUCUCUACCAAGCUCUCUAAGUGAAGUCCAACUAACCAAUGAUGCCUCAUUAUCACUCAAAACAACUUUGACAAUCAAUAAACUCACUUCUGAUGGAUCUGUCUCAGUUACUGUAGCCCAAAAUGCUGAGCUAAUUAUAUCAGUGUUUGGUGAACUUGAUCAUGGCUGUCAGUGUAACUUCGACAUUGAAGCAGGUUCAACACUCAGAAUAAAUACUGAUUUUGAUCUGACAGGAACCAAUCCUUCAUUGAAUUUACAUGGAACACUUAUAGCACAGAACUUCAGAGUAUGGGACCAUGGUACUGUUAUAAUAGAACCUACUGGUAACCUACAAGUCACAACAUUUGAGUUACAGGAAUAUACCACGAUGGAACUGAAAUCUGGAGCAACAUACAGUAAUGUUCAGUCUAUAAUGCUAGGCUAUAACUCCACUCUGAUUUUACAUGAUAACCCAGUGAGUUGGUCUUUAUCAACUUUCCAUAUGAAAGUCAAAUCAUCUUUAACUAUGAAAUCUGAUGAGAAAUCUUUUACCUUGGUGGCCACUGAUGUUACCAUUGAGGAUGAUGCUGUGCUAUCUGUGUCUGCUAGUGGUUCCCUCACAGGAUCAGGGGCAGGCAAUGCUGAGAAUGGGGCCAGUUAUGGUGGCGAGGGAGGUGGCAGCAUUGACAAAACAUAUGGAUCAACUACCUCUCCAACAAAUGCAGGAAGUGGCUGCACUACUGUCAGAGGAGGAGGAAUUAUUUCUAUAACUGCCACAACAAUAUCCAUUGAUGGCAUGAUAUCAGCUGAUGGUGGUAAUAGUGAAUCAACAGGAGGUGGAAGUGGUGGCAGCAUAAAGAUAACUGGAGACAGUCUGGAAGGUCAUGGUACCAUCUCUGUCAAUGGAGGUACCAGUACAAAUAAAGGUGGUGGUGGUGGAGGUCGUAUGGCUUUAGAUGUCAAGGUCAUCACCUCAUUCUUAGGUGCGACAACAGCCUUUGGUGGAUCUGGAGGAACUAAACAUGGAGCAGCAGGAUCUGUAUACAAACAAUAUCAACUGUCAGGUGGAGCUCCAAAAACAGAACUGAUGGUGGACAAUAACAAAUUAGUCACAGACUCAAGGACAGUUAUAAAUAGUAUCACUACAGUGUCAGAGCUUCAGUUGGCUAGAAAUGCUAAAGUUGUCUUUGAUUCAAGUGGUUCAUCAAAUAUUGAGAUAGAGCUUAUUGAAGGAGAUUAUACUGGCUUAUUAACUGUGCAGAAAGCACAAUAUUUUGUAGUAGCCACUAGCUAUGGUACCCAGUAUCCUUUCUCACUACCAUGUAAAAUGUUGAUAGAGAAUGGUGGCUUUGCAACACUGCCUGCCAAACUCCUUUUGCAAGAUGAAACUGAUGAUGAAGAGCUAAACUUAGACAUUCAAGGAAAUGUGAUUGCACUUCGGCACUUGAUAGUAGGUUUAAAUGCUAAGGCAUACAUCAGCUACAAUGCUCACAGUGGCCUGACCACAACACAGUUAUCUGAUCUUGGAACCUUUUCUAUAACAAAUCUUGAUGUCACCACAGAUGGAAAGCUAGAACUUGCACUAGAUUCAUCAAAUAGAUAUAAAUUAGAAAUCCUGAGUGAACUUAACAUAAAAUAUGGUGGUGAAAUGAGUGCCAGAAAUCUUUAUAUAGAUGUACCCACCCUACAGGUAGCUUAUAAUGGUUUACUGAGUGUAGAUGGAGGUAACCAUGAACCAGGAUCUGGUGUUGGUCAGGAUGGUUCCGGAGCAAGUCAUGGAGGCUCGGGAGGAAGUUCAAGUUCUGGAGGAAAACCACUGGUCACUUAUGUUGGACAUGUCUUUACUGCAGAUGAAUUUGGAUCAGCUGGUGGAAAUAAAACAACAGGUGGCAUUGGUGGUCUUGGUGGUGGCAUUGUCAAAUUGAAGGUGACUGACACACUGACCUUGAGUGGAAUGAUCAGUUCCCAUGGAAACAAAGGUGAUAAUAGUGGAGGAGGAGGAAGUGGUGGUUCUGUUUCCAUAGAAACAGUAGACAUGUUAGGAUCUGGUUCAGUUUCAGUGAUUGGUGGAAAUUCUACCUCAGGAGGCGGUGGUGGUGGUGGUAGAGUCUACAUGUACUGUACUGGAGACUAUAACUACACUGGGACAUACAAACUGAAGGGAGGUAACUCGGAUACUGCUCAGGCUGGUGGGGCUGGAACAGCAUACCUUAAGUACACAUCUGGUAAUAUUUUGUAUCGUAAAUUACUAUCUGAUAAUGCUGAAAUUACUGGAAAUAGUAUAGCUGCUACACAUAUUGAUACACCUGGAGUACCAUCAAUUGAAGUUGAUGAAAUGGAAGUUGGAGACAAGACUACAAUUAAAGUAACAACAUCAGGUCUUCACUUUACAGCAUCGGUGUUGGUGUGUGGAUCUGAAUCCCUCCUGGUUAUACAAGACAAUGUAAUAUUUAGUGCUGAUAUAGAGAGCUCCUACAGUAAAUUGACUUGCAGUUUACAUAUAGAAGAACUAGGUGAAGCUAGACUGCCCAAAACAGUGGAAUUACUUGGAGCAGAUAAUCAGUUUAAAGGAACACUCACCAAUAUCCAGACCCUAAUAGUAUCUUCUGGUCAAGUAGCCACAUUUUCUAAAAUGACCAGAACAGCUACAUACAAAGAUGGUGUAUUGACAGCACAGGAAGUCGGAGCCUACAGAUUUGCUAAGUUCACCAUCAAAGACUAUGCUACAGUUACAUUUGAAACGACAGGGAAAGUACUACAGCUGACCAUAUUGGAGUUACAUUAUGGUUCUACUCUGAAGGGAGAGAGAAUAUUACUCCAGAGUAAUGAAAUCUUAUUACAGCCUGGUUCUACUAUAGAUCUAUCUGGUGGAGGAUAUGCUGCUGAACAAGGCCCUGGUAAAGGCUUACAGAUAAGUGGUGAAGAUUUAGCAACUGGAGCAGGAUAUGCCAGUCCUGGUGGUUCUCCAACAGAAUCCAAUACAGGUGGUGACAUCUUUAAUUUGGUCAGAGUACCAGGUGAAGAAGGCAGUGGGGGAGGUAACUCUUCCUCUGGAGUGGGAGGAGCUGGAGGAGGGUAUCUGAAGAUUGAGACAUUCUAUGAUCUCACGAACUAUGGUGAAAUCAAAGUAGAUGGUGUAAGCGCAACAGGAAGUGGAGCUGGAGGUGGCAGUGGUGGGACUAUUGUGGCUCACUGUAGGAACCUUCUCGGUGAUGGCACUCUAUCAGUGAAUGGAGGUCAAGGAUCAGGCAAGGGAGGAGGAGGUUCUGGGGGAAGAAUGAAAUUUAUUUUGACUCAAAGUUUUGACUUUGAUGGAAAAAUAACUGCUUAUGGAGGAGGAAAUGAUGAUAAUCUGAACACUGUUAAGGCUGGAGCUGGUACCAUCUACAUACAAGAUGGCACAGGGAACAGUUUAUUGAAUAGGUUAUGGAUUAUUGGGGACACAGAAUCAUCAGUACAGAAACAGACACACACACUCAUCUCAGGAACAACAUCUAAUGACUUCUACUACAAUGUUCUAUCCCUCAAAGGAUAUUCCUAUGCUGACAUAGAGGGAGCCACUACAUUACUUAGAAUUGAUAACAUCAAUGGUGACAACACUGGAACACUAAAUGUCCAAAAUCAACAAAUUUUGAAAGCUGAAGUAUUUGAAGGUGAACAGAGGCAUUUCAUCACAAAUAUAAACAUAGAUCUUGCAGAGCAGGCCACGUUACAUGUCCCUCUAAACAUGACUGUAAGUGGCUGUACUGUUACCCUGAAAGGAAGAGUCACUUUUAACAACCUUAUUGUGGAAAACGGAGGUACAGUUAUUCUAGAGCCUACUUCAAUGACUGCAACAUACUCUGGUGGUGUUUAUGACGUCAGUGCCUCAACACCAGGAGUGUACUCACUAGGUUACAUUGGACUGAAAUUUGGAUCCACUUUCUCCCCGUCAGUUGGCUUACAAUUGAUAGCUGUUUCCAUGGAUAUAAAGAGAUAUAUUGUUCUAUAUUCUGACUUUGUUGACCUGAAAAUAGCCACAUUAACAAUGGAACGUGGUGCUGAACUGAAUGUUGUAGGUAAAGCAUUAGAUAGUGAGGCUCCAUCAACAGCUCAUGGUACUAAUAACAAUGGAGGAUCAUUUGCCAGUGAGGGUGGAGUUGGUAAUGGUUUCAAUUUAUCUACUACUUCUACACCCUAUGGAUCCCUCUAUGUUCCCUUACUGAAAGGAUCAAAAGGUGGCAAUGGAGGGCAGGGAGGUGGAUAUAUCUCUAUACAGACAGAUAUAUUUACCUUGGAUGGUAUCUUGAGAGCUAAUGGUGAUUCCUCUACCAGUGGUGGUGGUGGCAGUGGUGGCAGUAUAUAUGUCAAAUGUGCCACCAUGUUGAAAGGAUUUGGUCUAAUGGAGAGUAAUGGAGGAGAUACAAGUAGUUUGACAGCAGGAGGAGGAAGUGGUGGUAGAAUUGCUGCUUUUUCAGAGGAGGAUCUAUAUACUGGUGUAGGAGCAUACAGAGCUAAAGGUGGUGAUUCGUCAGCAACAAAUGGUAGAGGUGGUCCUGGUUCUAUUUACACUAAAAUUGGUAGUGGAAAGAAUGAAUUUGAAACUUUGACUGUAGAUAAUGAAAAUGGUCAAACUGUUCACUAUUUAACACUAAAUGAAAACAAUACAGAUAUCAAUUUUGAUCUGCUUAAUGUUGAAAAUUAUGCCAAGCUUCAAGUGACAGAAGAUGGAAAGAAUAGAUUGCUUAAUGUCAAGAGUGUAAAUGGGGAUGGAACUGGUUUAAUCAGAAUGAGACAAAAUCAAAUUGGUACCUUGGAGAGGUUCUCCUUAGAUGUACUCAUCUCAAAAUUAGAGAUUAAUCUUGAACUUCAUAAUGGUGGGGAAUUCAUUUUAUCCGAGACCACAACAAUCUUAGGAAAGGGCACGACUGCCUUGGAUCUUGACGGAAUAAUGAGGGGAGCUGUCAACUUGAUUGUUGGAACAACGAGACACAUGAGAAUGGGCUCCAAUGCUUGGAUCAUACCACUUAAAGCCACAGAAUUGUCAACCCAAGCAAGAGUAUCAUUUGGACUCUUACAACUUGACCCUGGAAGCUCAUUGGACUUUGAUGAGAAUACAGGAGCAGAAAUGUUAGUAGGAACACUAAAUGCCAAAUUCAAGUCAAGAAUAACAGCAGAUUAUUUCAAUGUCUCCUGUUCAAAUAUCAAUAUUGAGUUGGAAGCAAAACUAUCUGCAGCCAGUGGAGAUAGAAUAGGCUCAGAAAAUAUUGACAUUCUAAGUGGUAAAGCUAAUGGAACGUAUGGUGGUGCAGGCCAUGGUGGAGUAGGUGGUGGAUCAAAAUCCAUUGCUGGGGAUUCCUAUGGGUCCAUUUACCGCCCUAAAGUUGCUGGAAGUCGACCACAUUCAACUGGUGGAAGAGGAGGAGGUAAAAUCUAUUUAAAAGCCGGUUUAUCGGUCAUCAAUGAUGGUGAGAUCUCAGUCAAUGGCAGCAGUUCAGCCCUCGGUGGUGGAAGUGGAGGUAGUAUUUGGAUAGAAACCUAUUACAUUGAAGGGUAUGGUGUUUUCUCCACUGUUGGAGGAAGUGGAAGUGGAUUAUAUGGAGCAGGGUCAGCUGGAAGGAUAUCUAUUGAUUCUAAACUGGUGAUAGAAUAUGAAGGAGAAUAUUAUGCAUUCGGAGGAGCAGGGUCAACUGAUGAACUUGCUGCUGGGGGAGGUACUGUUUAUUUAGAGGAUAUUAGAAAAGGUGUGGCUUACAGAAGAUUAAUGUUAGACAACCUGGAUAGAUCAAUAGAAAAGUACUCCACUAUAGAUGAACAGACACAGACAGAGUUUUACUUUGAUGAAGUUCAUAUUAUGAGGAAGGCAUCUUUACAAGUUAGAGACAAAGGAAUAGAUAUAUUUAUGGACAUAAGACAGUUAUAUGGUGACAGAACUGGUCUGUUACAUCUUCACAAUAAUCAACGCUUUAUUGUGGAGUAUGAACAAGGCAUAAGACAAGCCCUGACCUCUGGUGUCAACUUCAUAGUGGACGAUGGAGGAGAAAUCAUUAUACCAGCUAUAUCUUAUAUCUAUGGCAAAGGUGUUGACAUGACAGGUUACACAGAAUCUAGAUCUGUACAAAUAUAUGGCAGAUUUACAGGUGUAGCAAACUUAGCUUUGGGAUUCGAAACUCUUAUUUAUCUUGGUCAGAAUGGUCAUACAGCCAUGUUAGGAGAUGGAACAUAUUCUGACAAAGGAAAGACAUAUUUGUACAAGGAUGAUAAUGGACAAACAACAUUUGGUUCUGUUGACCUUAGAGCAUUUUCCACAAUACAGUAUGCUCCAGACAAACCAAUGCUCACUAAUAUUGGCAAAAUAGACUGUAGAUACAAGGCAACAAUCUCAGCUGAAAGUAUUUACCUAAAUACCAGUACAUUCAACAUUGAAGCUGGUUCUAAAGUAACAACUUCAGCCACAGACAGAACUUUGGAUACGCUAGAUAAUACUCAAGGGUCUGGUAUCAGUGUAAUCACCUCAGAGGUUGCCACAGGGGGAGGACAUGCCAGCAAAGGAGGUGCUCUCUAUGAUCAAACAAGUCAUACUUCAAUCCGUGAAGGAGGUGGUUAUUAUGGCAGUAUGUAUACACCUGAUUUGAGAGGGAGUAGAGGAGGUAACAGUGUCAGUUCUAAUGGGGGUAAAGGAGGAGGUAUUAUUGACCUCAAUAUAGCCAAGCACCUGUUGGUAGAUGGAGAGGUUUCAGCUGAUGGUUCUGAUGGUGCAACAUUAGGAGGUGGGGGAAGUGGAGGUAGCAUCUAUAUUAAAUCACACAACCUAGAGGGACAUGGUGUUAUUGGCAUUAAUGGAGGAAAUGGUGCAUCAGGAGGGGCAGGAGGUAGGAUUGGUCUUCACCUAGAUACAGAGAUCUAUUACCAUGGACAUUACAACAACCUUGGUGGCAGUGGUACACAUGGCUACUUAUCUGAUGGGGGUCCUGGAUCUGUUUAUAUCAAGGAUACACGAAAUGGAAGGGAUUACGAACAGCUCCACCUAGAUAACAACAAACGCACAUGGGACCAUUACUUCAUUCUGGACGAGCCUGGUAAAACAAAAUAUUACUUUGAUGAGGUUCACUUAUUCAAUAAUGUAACAUUACAACUGAAAGAAGGUAUUGUGAAUAGGACACUAACAACUACUAAAGUGUAUGGAGAUAAGAGUGCCAGAAUUCAUCUAAAACAAAAUCAUAUCGCUUACAUAGAGGAAUUUCAGAAUCUAACUAAAGAACCAAUCAACUUAUGGAUUGAAGAUGGAGGUGUGGCAUUCCUGUCACCACUGGUCUAUAUGUUGGGACAGGGAGAAAUUGCCUUCAAAUGGUUUGGUGAGAUGGUAGGAGUGAGGCACUUGAGGAUUGUACCUGGUAGGAAAAUAAGCAUAGGACCAAUGGCAAGAACAAGCUUUAUAGAUAAUGGAGAAUAUGCAAGAGGAGUAGCUGGGUGGUUUAAGUUUGCCAGUUUAGAAGAAGGUGCUGAAGCAAUAAUGGAACUACCACCUCCAAUGGAGCUAAAACUUUCUGUGGGAUUCUUGGAUAUAAAAUACAGUGCUUUGUUUAAAGCUGAUGCAUUCUUAAUAGAGGCUACAGAUUUUUACUUGGAACCAUUAGCAAGUUUCCAGUGUAUAGCUACUGCACCAUUAGGAGGCAUUGGUCAACCAACUGUCAUUUCAGCAGGGGCAGGGCAUGCAACAUUGGGUGGAGGUUCUCCAGGAAAUUCAAAUAAUGGUGGGGCAUCCUAUGGAUCUCUGUAUAAACCAAAUGACUCAGGAAGUCAAGGAGCCAAUAGUUCUAGUGGUGUGGUUGGUGGCAGAGGAGGUGGCAAGGCUAAAAUAAUAGUGGGAGCUAUAAUGAUCACUGAUGGUAUGAUUGAAGCUGAUGGAGGAGAGGGUUCAAACCUCAGUGGAGGUGGCAGUGGUGGCUCAAUCUGGAUUAUUGCUGGAUCAUUUAGAGGUCAUGGUAAACUGUCAGCCAUUGGAGGUAAAGGUCAUACUACUGCAGGAGGAGGAGCUGGAGGCAGAAUUGGUAUUCAUGCCCGAGACAACAAUGAGUAUGGAGGGAAGCUCUUGGCCUAUGGAGAAACAGGGACUACAGCAGGUGACAGAGGAGGUCCAGGGACUGUGUUUGUUGAGGAUAAGACUGGAAUAUUUACAUACCAAAGUCGACUGUAUCUGGAUGGUAAAAACCUAGAUCCACCUAAACCUGUUAUUGUCAACGAGAGGAAUCCUAGGAACAUAACUAAUGGUGAUGAGAUUGAUAAUGAUGCUGACCUGAACUUCGAUCAUCUUAUGCUGAAUAAUAUGGCCAUGCUUGAAAUUGCUGAUGGAGGAGAUAACAUUGAUUCAAUCAAUUUGGGACUGAUCCUAGGGGACAAGUCAGGCUAUCUACAUAUACAAGACAAACAGAAAUUCUAUAUUGAAUUUGAUAAAUUCAGUGUUUUGAGAUCUUCCCCUCCAAGUAAUUUCAUUGUCAGAUAUGGUGGAGAAAUGUGGGCAUCAGCUGACUUCAGACUGAUAGGUAGUGAAGUACCAGCCCUGGACCUAGAUGGACAUUUGGCUGGUGUGAUGAAUUUGACCUUAGAUGAAGGAAGAGCUGUACAUAUUGCACAGACAGCUACAAAUAGUAGAUGGAUGGGUGGCCAAUAUGUUACUUUAGAUGGAGGCACAAUUGGAUUUGGACAUUUAUCUAUGCAGGCUAUGACAGAAAUCAUACAUGACACAGUUCUGAAAUUAGAGGUGUCAGACCUAAUGAUGAGGUAUGACUCUCACAUUACUGCUGAUAAUAUCACAAUCAUAGCUGGUACCAUACAUAUGGAAGGAGAGGCUAAACUCAACACAUCAGGGAGGAGUGUAAUAUGGGAUUCACCAGGAGAUGGAAUGGUUGAUAAUGGGGGAUUUGGAGUCGGUGGAAGUCAUGGUGGAUAUGGUGGUGGAAAUGUGCAAUCAAAUUAUACGACAGCUCAAUGUUAUGGAUCAUACAAGAAGCCACUACACCCAGGCAGUAAAGGAGGCGGAGCUAAUAAAGGACAAGGAGGAGGAGUUGUUGAUGUGGAUGUGGCUAGAUACCUACAUUUGGAUGGAAUAUUAAUGAGUCUAGGUGGCAAUGCCACAGAUACCAACAGUGGAGGUGGCAGUGGUGGCAGUAUCCAUGUUGUUGCUGUCAACUUCUCAGGACAUGGUCUGGCUACCACUGAAGGUGGAGUGGGUCACAAUAAUGGACAUGGAGGUGGUGGUGGAAGGAUUGCUGCCCAUGUCACAUGGUACAGGGAAUAUACUGGUGAUUAUAUUACCUAUGGUGGCUAUAGUGGCUCUUCUAGGACUGACAAUGAUAAGAAUGGUGCCGCUGGAACUAUCUACUUCACUGAUUCUAACACUGAAGGACUGACAGCUAAAGAAUAUGUUAACACUACUGAAGGUUUGGUGUUUAAGGAUGGAUUUGUGAAAUUGUACAUUGAUAAUGACAACAGAAAUCAUAUCUCACCCACUAUAAUAACAACAGAUGAUGGCAAUUAUGAAUUUGAGUUUGAUGAACUGGAGGCAAAUAAUCAUGCUGUGUUACAGAUGUAUGGAUCAACAUCAGAACUGAUAGUCCAUAAAUUUGAUGGUGACAGAACAGGUCUUAUGCAUAUCUUAGAAGGUCAAGUUAUUCAUGUAGAAUACAAGGAAUCCACAACAGGCUAUACUGUAGCACCUGUAAGCUACAAAGUAGAAAAAGGAACAGAAAUUGUUUUGCCAUCCACUGUUAUUAUGUUAGGAACUAGAAGUGAACUUCAGGGUCUGAUGACCAAUGUCCAGAAUCUUACUAUUGCUGAAGGAGCUGAUGUGGAAUUUUACUCAACCUCACAAACAGCUCUAAGAGAAAAUGGAACCUAUACACAUAUGACAAAGCCAGGGAAUAUCAGUCUUACCAUAUUUACAAUCCAGAGAGGGUCAGUGGCUAGAUUUACUGAAACAGAAGCUGACCUUGUGUUACAGCUUAUCAAAUUCCAUAUUAUGUACGAGGGACUUGUAUACAUGACAGAUGGGACUAUUUACUCUGAUGAAGGAGUAGUUGAAAGUUUGGCAUUCUUGUACUUGGAUUACAUGGGAUAUGGUCCUCAGUCUGGUCCUGGGAAUGGAAGUACUGAUGGAAAUGUAGGUUAUGGUGGAGCUCAUGGUGGCCAUGGAGGUGCCACAAAACCAAAAACAGGUGGAAUUCCAUAUGACUCUGUCUAUAUUCCUAAAGACGAAGGCAGUGGUGGAGGAAAUGGCCUGGGAACAGGAGGAAGAGGAGGAGGUUAUCUAGUUUGGAAGGUUGGUACACACUUGUGGAUCGAUGGAGAAGUGACUAUGCAAGGAGAAAAUGGUCAGGGAAUUAAUGCAGGAGGUGGCAGUGGUGGAGGUAUUUUUAUUGAAACCCUCAAUUUCACAGGUUAUGGUCAUGUGGACUGUAGUGGAGGUAAUGGAUCCAUCUCAGGAAGAGGCGGAGGAGGAAGUGGUGGUAGAAUAGGUCUCUUAAUCCAUUUUGACAGAAGAUUUGCAGGAUUACUGAAUGCUUAUGGAGGUUAUGGUUCAAAUGGAAUGCUUUCAGGAGCUGCUGGUACUGUUUUCAUUGAGGAAACAAAUAGGGGACCAGAUUAUGAGGAUAUCAAAUAUGACAAAGUUCUAAAUGAAACAAUUAGAAUUGGAAACCACCGUAGAAUUUUGAUUGACAAUAAUGAUAUUGAUGCCUACUUGUAUGUGAAUCAUGGUGAGCCAUGGUUAUAUUCAAGUGUAAAUGAAGGUGAAAUCACCAGCUAUGCUUUUGAUGAAAUGGAUGUGAGAGGACAUGCUAAUUUGGUUUUUGAUUAUCCACCCUCUGGGGCAGAUGUUGAAGUUAUAGUACAUGAAAUGCAAGGGGAUUUAACUGGACUAAUUCACAUUAGACAGAGACAGACUUUGUUUGUAGAAGUUGUUGAAUCUGUAUCUAAUGAAACAUAUGCACCUGUAAGCUUUAAAAUUGAUGCCAAAUCUGAAGUUUUGUUCCCUGAAAUUGUCAAUCUUGUUGGUAGAAGGAAUUGGUUUGCAGGUCUGAUCACAGGUAUUGAAGAAUUACUCAUAAGAGGUGGAGCUGAUGUUAUUUUCUUUUCAACUGGUCACACAGCAUUGUUAACUAAUGGAACAAGAAUUCGCAUUACACCACAAGGAAAUUACGAAUGGGCCAUACUCAAAGUAAUGAGGAACUCGAAAGCUAACUUCCAACAAAUUUCUAAUCCUAUGUCUAUUACAGUGGCAGAAUUUUAUGUCAAAUACGAAGGUUUAUUACUUAUGAAUUUAGCACUAAUUAGAUCAAGCUAUGGAAAUGUUGAAGCUGAAGGAGAGUUUAACCUGAAUGCUGUUGGAAAUCCUGCAGAGACGGGUUAUGGAAAAGGUUUGACUGAAGGUUCAGUUGGUUGGGGCGCUGGCCAUGGAGGUUGGGGAGGUGGACCAGAACCAGAUUUUGGUGGUAUACCAUACAAUUCUCUCUUUAAGCCAGGUAAUGGUACUGCUUAUCCAACCAUGGAGUAUGCUGGUAGUGGUGGUGGCAAUGGAGGAGGAACUGGUGGGUCUGGGGGUGGAUUCCUAGUCUGGAAAGUGGGUUCUCUGCUGGAAAUGGAUGGAAUUCUGACUCUAAAUGGUGGAGAUGGAUCGUCUAGCAAUUCAGGAGGUGGAAGUGGAGGGAGUUUAUUGAUAGAGGCUCUAAAUAUGACUGGUCAUGGUGAAAUCUUGGUUGCUGGUGGUAAUGGUGUUGGUAGUGGUGGUGGUGGAGCAGGAGGAAGGAUCGGUGUACACUGUGAAUGGAGGUACUCCUAUGGCGGAGAAUAUCAUAACUAUGGUGGUGAUGGUGGAGGGUCAUACUCCUCAUCACGAGCUGGAGCUGCAGGAACUACAUUUGUACAAGAAAAUUCAAGACCAAUAGAAUAUCGAGCUAAGAAAUAUGACCCUGUGCAUAACAUGACAUAUUUUGAUGUCGACCACAAAUAUAUGCACACAGAUAACCUUUUGAAGUAUAGUCCAGCAGCUACUCUAAUAAUGGAAAACUAUAGAUACAGUUAUGUUUUCAAUGAGACAGAAUUAACAGGGAGUUCUAGACUGAUGAUUUACCAUCCAAACAAUGCUACAAGAGUUGAUGUUGACAUUCACCUUUUUAUUGGAGACAAGACAGGUGUUUUAAUUAUUAAAAAUGAUCAGCAUGUUGUUGUUGAAAUCACUGAAGCAAUAUUUAAUCGAACAGAAGCCCCUUGUGGGUUUGAUCUUCAUGCUGGCGGAGAGAUUUACCUCCCAGCAGAGACUCAUUUACAUGGAGCUGAUAGUACCUUUGCUGGACUUAUAACUGGAGUAGCUGACUUAUAUGUAGAGGAUGCAACUGACAUUGAAUUCCACUCCACAGCAUAUACGGCCUUGGUUGAAAAUGGUACAUACUACAAUGUUAAAGAACCAGGAAACUUUGCUUGGGAUACAUUGACUGUAAAGAAAGGUGGGACUGUAGGUUUCCUGAAAAUAACAGAGGCUAUGCAUAUUUGGAAUAGUGAAACAAAAGUCAAGUAUUUUGGAAAUCUGUACAUGAAUGAUGCCAUCAUUGACUCUUCAUAUGCCUGGAUUGAAAGUGAAGGAAUAUUCCAUCUGAAUGGACAUGGUCAUGGACCUGAGGAAGGCUAUGGUGCUGGCCACACAAUCAGUAAUCAAGGUUAUGGAGCUAGCCAUGGUGGUUAUGGUGGUGGAGCUGACCCAUCCUUGCCGACACAUCCAUAUGGUUCUGUUUAUGAUCCAAUGUUAUUUGGUAGUGGAGGAGGAAAUGGCAAUGGAGUUGGUGGGAAUGGUGGUGGUGUUCUUUUGUGGAACAUUAGUCAGAGGAUGGAACUCAAUGGUUUGUUGGCUAUCCAGGGAGAUAAUGGUGCCUCAGGUAACAGUGGUGGUGGUAGUGGUGGCAGUGUCAACAUGUUUACUACAAACUUCACUGGACACGGAGAGAUAAACGUCAGGGGAGGUAAUGGUGCCGGGACAACAGGAGGAGGAGGUUCAGGAGGAAGGAUUGGUGUCCAUUGUAGAUACAGAUACAGCUAUGGAGGGAAAUUCACUAACCGUGGUGGCGAUGGUGGAAGCAGCAAUGGCCUAACUCAUGGGGGUGCCGCUGGAACAACUUAUGUGGAAAAUAAUUUCAGACCAUUAGAGUACAGAAUCUUAAAAUAUAUGAAAGGCACAAAUAACACAUACUUUCAAGUCGACCAUCUUUACUUGCAUAUUGACAAUGUUGGUAAUCUAGUUUCUGUACCAACAAUGAUUAUGGUCAAUCAAUCAACAAACUAUGAAUUUAAUGAAGUUGAAAUAGCAGGGUAUGCCCGUGUUAUAAUCUAUCAUCCGAAUAAAGAUGUUGAAAUGAUCAUCCACAGAUUCAUUGGUGAUAGAACAGGUCAACUACACUUGAGAAGUCAUCAGAAAGCUAUAGUGGAAUAUAUUGAAUCUGUCCGUAAUAUAACGGAAGCACCAGUCAGUUAUAUUAUUGAUUAUGAAAGUGAGAUCGUCUUUCCUACGGAAGUUCACAUGCAAGGAAUAAACACAACCAUAGAAGGAAUGAUGACUGGUGUACAUCAUUUCUAUAUUGAAGAUGACGGUUUUGUAUCUGUAGCUGCUACAUCUCAAACAGCACUCUUGGAUAAUGGCACAUAUAUAUUUGUCUCAGAAGAGGGAAAUUUCUCCUUGCCAACUAUAAAUAUAAAACAAUUAAGUACCCUAGAAUUCAGGAAAAUACUGCAUGAUUUUACAAUAACAGCAUCAUUCAUGGAAAUCAAAUAUCAAGGAACAGUUUUGUUGAAUCAUGGUUACAUGGACCUUGGAGAGUUUGAUAUGGAACCUGAAGGUGACCUUAAUCUUGAGGGUAGAGGUCAUAGUGCAAUGAAAGGUGAAGGUGUUGGUACAGGGUAUUCUGGUGGCAGCUAUGGAGGUGUUGGUGGUGGUUCAGAUGAUUCUUACCCAUAUGGAUCUGUGUUUUCUCCCAUGGAUUUUGGAAGUGGUGGAGCUGGUAGUUCAUAUGCUGGAUCUGGAGGUGGAUUUCUCAAAAUGAGGGUUGGAAGAAACAUUCACAUUGAUGGCAUAAUCACCUCUGCUGGAACAGCAGCCACAAGUGGAAAUGCAGGUGGUGGCACUGGUGGCAGUAUCUUCAUUCAGACUUACAACAUUUCUGGUCAUGGCACCAUUUCAGUGAAUGGUGGAGCUGGCCGAUCUUCUGGUGGAGGGGGAAGUGGUGGUAGGAUAGCACUACAUGUUGGGUUUAUCAAUUUGUAUGGAGGGAAGUAUCUGUCACAAGGAGGAUCAGGGUCUGGUAUUGGUGGACCGGGAACAAUCUACAAGUAUGAAUCACAAAGAGGACCGCAAUACAGAGAGCUGAAAUACAAUCCACGACUGAACAGAACUUUAAUUGAACCCGAACAUUCUAAACUCACUGUUGAUAAUGGUAAUCUGAAUACAAUCAACCCAGCCAUGGUGAUGGAAAACAACAGUGUUUAUUAUGAGUUAGAUGAAAUACAAGUGGAGGGAUACUCAUAUGUCCACUUUUAUCAUCCACAUGGCAUACAUAAUGUUACAGUUAUCAUCCAUGAACUUACAGGAAACAAGAAGGGAAUGGUACGUGUACAGAACAGACAGCAAGUUAUUGUACAUUUUGUUGAAUCCACUCACACUUAUCUUGACACUCCAUGUGGAUUGCAUGUGGAUGUGGGUGGAGAAGUGGUACUGCCAACAGAUUUUGUUCUAACAGCUGAAAAAUUCAUCCUCAGUGGAAGACUUGUUGGCAUUGAAAACUUAUACAUUGAAAGAAAUGCAGAACUCAUUCUAUCUCAACAUGCACAUACUGGUGAACUGAAGUCCAUUGUCAUGUGGUACACAGACACAUCCGUACAUCCUUAUGAUCCAGGUAUGAUUACUAUAGGAACAAUCACUGUAAACAACCUUGGACAAAUAACAAUUACUUUGGAUCCACUGUUCCCAACCAUAACUAGUGGUAAAUGUACUGUGAAGAAUGGUGGUACAAUAGAAACAGACAGUAUGAAGGUGACCUUGAACUCUACCAGAAUUACAGUAGAACAUGGAGGUACAAUCACUGGUGAUGGACAUGGUUACAGUAAAGGUGCUGGUCCAGGAAGAGGAACAGAUUCAACAGACUAUGCAUCUGGGGCAGGAUAUGGAAGUUCAGGAGGUAGAAGUGCCGACAUAUCAUCAUCAGGCAGUCAGUAUGGAUCUGUACUGUCUGCCACUGAACCAGGAAGUGGUGGAGGUGGCAGUAAUGCUGGAGCAGGUGGCAGUCAUAUCACAUUCAAUGCAGGGCAGGAACUACGUCUGGAUGGUACUAUAAAGACUACUGGUUUGUCAGGAACAUCUACCCAUGGUGGAUCUGGCAGUGGAGGAAGUGUCAAAUUGAUCUUGGGAAGUCUCAAAGGUUAUGGAACUAUUUCAGCAAAUGGUGGAUCUGGCUAUUCAUCCAAUGGAGCAGGAUCAGGUGGCAGAAUAUCAAUUUACCUGUCAGAGUACAUGUUGUUUAACGGUAACCUUGUAGCCACAGGAGGAAGUGGCACAUACCCUGGUGGCCCAGGUACAGUAUAUGUACAGUCUGAUGUAGGAGUGGAUAGAUGGAGGGAAUUAUGGAUAGAUAAUUUAAAUAGAGGCAGUGUUAACUCCUGUGAUUAUCCCACUCAGAUAGAAAAUACAUUAUUGGAUAAUAUACAUCUUUACAAUAGGGCUUGUGCUGUCCCUACCCAGACACCUUUGUAUUAUGACCACAUUGAUGAGGCUACUGGACAGUUAAGGAUUAACAGUGGCAUUACACUUUAUUUUGCUAUGGAUCAUCUGCGUGACUCUGUUGGAUGUAAUCUGUAUACAGUAGAUGGGUCAACGGUCAUUCUCCCACCAACAACCUACAUAGAGGGAGUAAUGACUGUGAAUGGAAAUAUGAUUGGUUUAGACCAUCUAUACACCAGGGGUACAUCAAUCUUUACCUACACAGGAUCACUAAUAGGAAGCAGUAUUGGCACACAAAUAGCUGGAUGGUACCAGCUUUCUACGAUUACAAUACUUAAUCAAGGGAAAGUACAGGUAAUUGAUGAUGAUUAUGUUACUAACCAAGGACUUAAUGUGAUUACAGAGUACUUCCAUAUACAACAUACUAGUACCUUAGAGGUAUCCCUCUCUGCUUCAUUAGUCAGUCUGGUGUUUGAUUUAGAGAAAGAUGGAACUGUAACUGGUAAUGAACAGGGUUAUAAAAAGCUGGAAGGUCCUGGUGCAGGUGCUGCUUGUAAUGGAGGAAGUGGGGCAGCUCAUGGUGGAUAUGGCGGCAAUGGCCACUCAUGUAGUUCAGGCUCCUGCCCUGGUAGCAAAUCAACAUAUGAUUUAAAAUGUCUGCCAUUGACAGCAGGAAGUGGAGGUGGAACUUGUAGUCAUGGUAAUGCAGGGUCUGGUGGUGCUGCUUUCAGAGUGGUAUCCAUUGAUGCCAUGUUUUUGGAAGGGGAGAUAACAAUGAAUGGUGUAGGUGCAUCAGGGGGUGGUUCUGGCAGUGGUGGAUCAGUGUGGUUAGAUACUGAUGUAAUAGAAGGAUGGGGAGAAUUAUAUGCUGAUGGAGGUGAUAGUGGAGGUUCACAUUGUGGAGCAAGUUGUCAUAAUUAUGGAUGCUGCUGUACUCAUUAUGGUUCUGGUGGAGGGGGUGGAAGGAUAAGAACUUUUACUGGUAACUAUACCCACAAAGUCCUGAAACAUCAAAGAUCUGUAGAUGGUGGUAGUGGUUCAGGUAGUUCCACAGCUGGUACUGCUGGUACAUUGUGUGAAUCUAGUGCUAAUCUCUGCAGCGGUCAAGGAACAUUUGCGUCAGGAGCUUGUACAUGUAAUUCAGGAUAUAUUGGAAAUGAUUGCCAAUAUCACUGUGACCCAGCAACAACCUGCUCAGGUCAUGGCACAUGCUCAAUGUGGGGAACAUGCAUUUGUAACAGUAACUAUGUUGGUCAUCGUUGUGACAGCCAGUGUCAUGAGAGUACAACAUGUUCUGGUCAUGGAAAGUGUACAUCCACUGGUGACUGUGUUUGUGAUUCUUGUUACCAUGGACAUGAUUGUUCAAUGUCCUGUAACGGUCAAGGUCAGUGUGUUGGUGAUGAAUGUCAGUGUGAUGAUUGCCACUUGGGUAAAUUCUGUGAAUCAGAAUGUAAUGACCAUGGUAGCUGCAGUGGUAGUGUGAAUGGCACAUGUAUAUGUACAGACAACUGGCAGGAAUCUAAGUGUACAAGACCAGGUUGUCCAUCAAAGACAUCCCAAGAAUGUUCUGGACAUGGUGUAUGUAUGGCUGGUAGUGGGAAAUGUUACUGUGAACCAGGAUGGGCAGAUGAAGACACAGGUUGUGGUGACCCAGACUGUCCAGGUGAACCUAACUGCAAUGAUCGUGGAUUAUGUGACCCUACAUACAAUCCACCAAAAUGUGUUAACUGUGAAGUUGGAUGGGUUGGACCUGCAUGUAAUGACCCCUGUAUCCAUGGCACCCCAAAUGUAAACAACACAGCUUGUGUAUGUAAUACCACAUGUUACCAUGGAGCAGGGUGUGAUAUACAGUGUUCUGGUAAUGGUGUGUGUGACGGUAAAUUUGAAUGUUAUUGUGAUCCUCUGGUUGGCUGGAGUGGAACAUAUUGUGAAGUACCAGGAUGUCCCAGACAUCCUUCAACUGACCUAGAGUGCAGUGGACAUGGUGAUUGUAACAGUGAAGAUAAAACAUGCCAGUGUUUUGCUGGUUGGAUGGGUGUGGCUUGCCAUGUUGCUGAUUGCCCUGGAGAACCAAACUGUUUUGACCGUGGUACUUGUGAUGAGUGGGGUUUUGAUCCUCCAGAAUGUCAGAACUGUACGAAAGACUGGAUGGGACCAGCUUGUAAUGAUCCCUGUGUUAAUGGGACUCAGACACCUAUGAACUCUGGGUACUGUCUAUGUGAUCCUGGUUUCGCUGGAGUGGGAUGUAACUCUGAAUGUUCUGAGAAUGGUAACAUUGUAGAUGGAGUGUGUGAAUGUGAUUAUGUCACAGGAUGGAAAGGAGAUUUAUGUGACAUUCCUGGAUGUCCUGGUUUACGUAAAUUGGAUUGCUCAGAUAGAGGUGGAUGUGAAAGUGCCACACACACUUGUACCUGUAGACCAGGAUGGACUGGUAUAGGAUGUGAAUAUGCUGAUUGUGCUGGUACCCCUGACUGUAAUAACCAUGGAAUGUGUAAUGAUACUGUAGACCCACCUGAAUGCAGAUGUAACUCUGAUUGGUAUGGCCAUUCCUGUGAAGAGCCUUGUGUGAAUGGUGAAGUUAUUCCAGUUGGUGCUAACAACUGUACAUGUAAUCCAGGCUGGGUGGGUAUUAACUGUGACUCAGAAUGUUCAGACCAUGGUAAGAUCAUUGGUGAUGAGUGUAACUGUGAUGUUAACUGGUGGGGUUCCUUCUGUGAUGUGCCAGGAUGUCCAGGAAUAGGGGAGAGCUGUAGUAAACAUGGAAUUUGUAACUCAAUCACUCACAAUUGUGACUGCUUCCCUGGCUGGACUGGUGACGGAUGUGAAAUACCUGAUUGUCCAGGUGAACCUGACUGUAAUGACAGAGGAAUCUGUAACUCAACACUGGAUCCCCCAAAAUGUCUAGACUGUAUCUCAGGUUGGAUGGGACCAGCUUGUGCUGACUUCUGUGUAAACGGAACACAGGUACCUCACAACAGCGGACAUUGUGAAUGCCAUUCUUGUUAUAAUGGACUAGGCUGUAACCUGGAAUGUAAUGGUCAUGGUGCAUGUAAUGGAACUCAUUGUAUGUGUGAUGUGGCAUGGCGAGGAUCAAAGUGUGAGAUACAAGGCUGUCCAGGGCUAACAGAAGAUUGUACUCAGCAUGGAACAUGUAACUCAGCUCUACAACUAUGUACUUGUAUACCAGGUUGGACUGGAGAUGCCUGUGACAUCCCUGACUGUCCUGGUGGCUGUGAGGGCAAUGGUUUCUGUAAUGGAACAGAAAGAGAUAUACCAGAAUGUGACUGUAAAAAUGGUUGGUACAGUGAAGACUGCAGUAAAGCCUGUGUCCAUGGUUACGUAAACUCAGCCAAUGAUUUCUGUCACUGUGAUUCCUGUUACACUGGAGCUUACUGUGAACUGGAAUGUUCUGGACAUGGAGAUUGUGUCAACGAAACAUGUGACUGUUUUACAACAGAACCAGGAAACAGCUGGGUUGCAGACAAGUGUCAGGAAUCAGGAUGUCCAGGAGAAGAUGGGGCAUGUAAUGCACAUGGUAGCUGUAACAGUGCUCUAGGCAUGUGUACAUGUGAACCUGGCUGGAAGGGAGAUGAUUGUGCAAUACCUAGCUGUCCAGGGACACCUGAGUGUAGUGGUCCUGACCAUGGUAAUUGUACUGAUGGUGGUAAAUGUCAGUGUAAUGAUGAUUGGUCUGGAGAGUACUGUCAGAUAGCAUGUCUCAAUGGAACCAACGUGGACAAUGAAUGUGUCUGUGACAAACCAUGUAUUACAGGGAUCAGCUGUCAUCUCGAGUGUUCAAGUCAUGGGUCAUGUGACAAUGAUGGAAACUGUGAAUGUAAUUAUUAUGGAUUAUAUGAAGGAGUAAGAUGUGAUGAACCUAGUUGUCCAGGUUGGCCUGAGAGAUGUGAAGGUCAUGGUACCUGUAACCUUGCUACUGGAGGCUGUGAGUGUGAUCAAUACUGGAGUGGUCAAGCAUGUGAAGUACCUGAUUGUCCAGGGAAUCCAGACUGUAAUGGAAUCAACUCAACAUGUGGUGUUCCACCAGAAGGAGGGAAUCCAAGAUGUUUAGACUGCCAGUAUCCAUAUAUAGGAGAUUCUUGUGAACAUAAAUGUGUCCAUGGAACUCCUGUCAGAUCAUUUGAUGGUAUUUGGACCUGCCAAUGCGACUUUUGUUACAGUGGUGUGGAAUGUAAUCAGCUUUGCUCUGGUCAGGGUAUCUGUCACAACACCACAUGUGACUGUGGAUUUAAUGGUUACCGUGGUGACUGGUGUGAGACAAGAGGAUGUCCAGGGUAUAAUGAGGAUUGUUCUGGUCAUGGAGAUUGCAAUGCUGCCACUGGUAAAUGUAUUUGUGAAGAAGGAUGGAAAGGUAUUGGAUGUCAUGUACCAUCAUGUCCCCAGGCCUGUAAUGGACAGGGAAGUUGUGUUGUCCUAGAUGAUGAACCUGCAUGUAGCUGUAAUUCCUCUUACUUUGGUUAUGCUUGUCAGUAUAAUUGUGAACACGGAAUAGUGAAGAACCAGACAUGUGUCUGUGACAGCUGUUACAAUGAUUACACAUGUCAAUUAGAAUGUUCUGGAACUGGAAACUGCACUGAUGGAACAUGUGAUUGUGGAUUUAAUGGUGGACGUGGAGAUUAUUGUGAAAAACCAGGAUGUCCUGGCUUUGGAAAGGAUUGCAGCGGGAAUGGAGAGUGCAAUGUUGCUGUAGGAAAGUGUAUUUGUUAUGAUGGAUGGAAGGGUGAUGGUUGUGAAGAAUCAGACUGUCUUGACAAUUGUAACUACAAAGGUUACUGUAAUGUAUCCUUGGCAAGACCAAGGUGUACCAGCUGUGAGAAAGGUUGGAUGGGAGAGUCCUGUAACACUGUAUGUAAUGGCAUCCAGGAACCAAUGGACAGUGGGAACUGUGUCUGUGACAGUAAAUGUGCCUCGGGUGAUUCAUGUGAUAUUAUCUGUAAUGGCUUUGGUACAUGUGAUAAUGAGACAUGCAUUUGUCAGAGUGGUUACUGGGGUGACACGUGUAAAGACCAUCUCUGUGUGGGAGUAGGAGAACCAUGUAGUGGACAUGGUGACUGUAAUACGGUCACACAUCAAUGCUUCUGUAGUCCUGGUUGGUAUGGGGAUGAUUGUAGUAUCCCAGACUGCCCUGGUGACCCAGAUUGUAAUGAUCGUGGUAACUGCAGUGCAGCAACAGCUUAUCCAACUUGUAUUUGUAAUGCUGAUUGGACAGGAUACUCAUGUGACCUGCCAUGUGUCUACGGAACUCCACAGUCAGACUUUACCUGUGUAUGUGAUUCAUGUUAUUCUGGAACUGGAUGUAACCAGCUGUGUGGAGGCCAUGGAUCAUGUGACAACAAUACCUGCACAUGUGAUGAAGCUUGGUGGGGUGAUGAUUGUAGCACAAGAGGAUGUCCUGGUGACCCUGAACAACCAGAGAAAGGAUCCUGUACAGGACAGGGAACCUGUAUCUUAGCUGACCAGAAAUGUGAAUGUAAUUAUGGAUGGCAAGGUGAAGGAUGUGAAUUACCAGACUGUCCGGGAGACCCUGAUUGUAGUAGAAGAGGUGAAUGUAUUUUACUGAAUGACAGCCCAACUUGUGUAAACUGUACAUUGUCAAUGGGACCAGCCUGUCAGUAUGAUUGUAUACAUGGUAUAGAAUAUCCACCAUUUACCUCCAACUGUCAGUGUGACCCAUGCUACUCUGGUUCUAACUGUGACACUCUGUGUUCUAAUGUUGGACAGUGUAUGAACGACACAUGCUUGUGUGAAGAGGGAUACAAGGGAGAUCACUGUGAACAGCUGGAUUGUCCAGGUGAACCAGAUUGUAGUACCUACGGUCUCUGUACAAGAAAAGACAAUGCGUCAGUUUGUGUUUGCAAUGGAGGAUUUGAAGGAAAGAAUUGCUCAGAGUUCAUUUGUCCAGGGACACCUAAAUGUAGUGAAAAUGGUCAGUGUUUGCUAUCUGCUGGAGCUACUGCCCCAGCCUGUUUAUGUGACCAUGGAUUUGGUGGACUGGCCUGCAGUAGCUGUCUUACUCACUAUGAAGGUUCCAACUGUGAGAGAUGUGAGACUGGUUACAUAGGGUACAAUACUACUUGCAGUGUAUUGUGUAUACAUGGAGAACCUACAGAAUUAGGUGGAGACAUAUGCCAAUGUAAUGAUGAUGAGACUAAUGGCCACUGGACAGGAGAUGCUUGUGAUCAGUGUGUUUCAGGCUGGGAUCUACCAUCCUGUACUAUCUGUACACCAGAUUAUGUUGGUCCUGGACAUUGUACCAUACCAUGUUCCAAUGGGCAGGGUGACUAUUCUGACAAGUUUGAUGGCACAGGAGAAACUGAUGCUAUAGUAGUAGUGUUCCGAUGUUAUACAGAGGAGUCUGAUGGUAACUACACAGCCUGGUUUGGAUACAACAACACUAAUGACCACAAUAUUUACAUUACAUCAUCCUAUGAGAAUUAUGUGACGAAGUCCAGCUCUUCAGUAUACCCACCAACAAAGUUUACACCAGGAUGGACUGGAUAUGCAUUUUCUGUCAAAUCAAUGACAUCUACAGAUGUAGUAACAUGGUACCUCUCCUCAUCCUAUGCUAACACAAUCAAAUCUGCAUCAGCUGACCUGUCACCAGAAAUGAAGUGUCCAAAGGAACCAUUAGUGGUGGUUGUUACAGAGAAAACAGGAUACUGUAAAUGUCAUGAGGGAUACUGGGGAUCAGAAUGCCAGAAUGAAUGUCCAGGUGGAGCCACUGAUUCCUGCUAUGGUAAUGGUGUAUGUGACUUUACAACUGGUUCCUGUUCUUGUCAUACUGGAUCUUCAGGGAAUACAAGCUGUGAGCAGUGUGAGGCAGGAUGGUUUGGUACAGAUUGUUCCAUUGUUCAUGUUGAUAAUGAUAAUACUGGUAAUGGGCAAUACCUGGGAAAAAGUUACCAUAGUGGUCACUUCAUCACAUUUGAUGGAUCUAUGUAUAAUUACCACUAUCCUGGAGAACAUCUUCUGGUGUCUGGACAAUUAUUGUCAGGAACUCAAAUAAGGGUCCAUGUUCUACAAGUUUUAAUGUCAGAGUAUUAUUCCAGUGUAGGGACAUCUGCUGUUGGAAUCCAGAUUGAUAGUCACAAGUUGGUAAUAUCUAUCAUUGAUGAGAAUGUGUCUACAUGGUAUGAUGAUGAAACAGUGGUAAUUGGAUCUGGAUUUGAAGCUGUAUCUGGAGUGAUCUGUAAACAAAUAUCAUCCUUCCAGUAUCAAGUUAGUGCAGGAUCAGAUUUAAUAGUUGAUAUUUAUGUCUAUGAAAACCAUCUAGAUGUCCAUGUUGGAGCUGUAGCAAGCUUCUGUGGCACAAGUACUGGUUUACUCAGCAGCUGCAACCUUAACCAUCUAGACGAUUUCAAAACCAGGACAGGAGUUGUUUUGACAAGUACACUCAAUACCAACACCUUACACAGUGACUUUGGUCAAUCAUGGCUUGUGUCAGAUUCAAACUCAAUCUUCAAAGGACUGGUACCUGUUGAAAAUAGUGGAGGAUUUGGUCUGUCAACCAAUGCCUCACACAUCAUUACGGAUCCAGUUAGCACUUUCACAGAAUUUGUAGUGACAAUAGAAAUCAAAUUUAAACCAGAUAUAGUAACACCAAACUGUCACACAAUAUGGUCCUACAAAAAAAACGACAACAUUUUCUCAACAGUUGUGUGCAAUGGGCAGAUAACUCUGUAUUACCAAGACAAGAAAAUAACCUUUUCAUCAAUAACAGUUGAUGUUGAUACAUGGUACCACUUUGCUAUUGUAUGGAGAUUAGAUACAAGAGUUAUAAACCUUUAUCUUGUACAGGAAGGUUUACAGAUCAACACAGAUGUACAUGUAUUAGAUGUUGAUGACCACAAUCCCUUGACACCAGGAGGAACAUUCAUGAUUGGUCAAUGGAAUUACCCUACCAAUGAAAGAGAUGGUGUGAACUGGGGUUUCAUUGGUACAUUUGAUGACUUCAGAAUAUGGAAGAAACAACUGACCCUGAAUCAAAUUAGAAGUUAUGCCUUCACACAUAUGACUGAUACUUAUACUGGUUUGACUAAUCACUGGAAUUUCAACAUAGGAUAUGGUAGACAAUCAAUUGAUUCUAUUGGAGGAUUGAAAAUAACAAUGAUAUCAUCACCAUGGCACUAUCCAGUGUGGACUAUGGUUGACUACUCAUUAUCAUCAUUAAGUCUGAAUAUUUACCAGGUUUUCACAAAUCCAAGUACUGUUGAUGUCCAAAUAGAAGAAUUCUGUAAAUCUGUGGUAUUGUCAUCUGCUUAUAAUAACUCAUGUUCAGACUUUGGAACACAGCUCCAGGUUUAUGUUUACAAACAAUGCAUAUUCAAUAGCAAGAUUACAAACAGUCAAGACUGGACCAUGGAACCAAUCUUAACAUUGUCGGAUCAUUGUUCACUUAACCGUGGACUAGUCACAUGGCCUGCUAGAUCAUGGUGUGGAUCCUUCACGUCACGUCAUUUCCCAAGAUGGUCAGGUAGCUCAUGUUCAACACCUUGUGUAUCUGGAGAAUUGAGUACAACAUGUAACUGUGAUGAUGGAUUCUGGGGAUCAUACUGUCAAAGUAUCUGCCCAUAUUCAGCUGAUUUACCAUGUGGAGGUGGAACUUGCUUCUCAAACAAUGGAACAUGUUCCUGUCUGUCAAACUUUGUUGGUAGCAGCUGUGAUGCAUGUGCCACUGGAUGGUAUGGAGCAGAUUGUUCUGUAAGUGUGGCUAAUAAACCGUCAUCUGGUGUUACUACCAAGGUAUGUUCUGUAUUUGGAUACAGUCACUUCUCUUUGUUUGAUGGACAGACAUUUGAUAUGGCAGCUACAGGAGAAUUCUUAUUAAUUCAAGAUCCAACACUGUUUGCCUACGUAAGACAACUUCCCUGUGGAGAAAAUGGUGCAGUGUGUGUUAAACAAAUAUGGAUACAAGCACAAGGUCAAAACCUAACUGUGGUAUCAUCUGCACCUGGACAAGAUGGAAUUCUGCUCUUGCACAACAGCCAGCCAAUCGUUCUUGACAACAUGCAUAAUCUUACAUCCACAGUCAGAGUUGUCCAGAAUGGUCAGACUUCAAUCAAUGUGGAGUAUGGAUCCAAUAUCCUGACAAUCAACUACCACAGCUUAUUCCUUGAAGUGUUUUCUAAAUUAACCCAGUGUACUACAGGAAUGUCAGGACUCUGUGGAACAUGUGACAACAAUAAAGACAAUGACUUUAUAAUCGGCUCUGGAUCAGCAGUGUCCAUGACUGAUAUUACUCAACAUUCCAUCAAUACAAAUUAUGCUGAUUAUUGGAGAAUGAGAACUAAUGUAGGAUCUGGAUUCAAGUAUGAAUUUGAUGGACUUACUGAGCCUCAGAAUACCAAUGGAAAUACUUUUGUCUUGGCCUUCAAUGGAGCUGGAGCAUAUACUUCACAGCUAGAGGACGUGUUUGGUAACGAUGGGGAUGCAACAAUACAAGUAAAAUUUGCAGCCAAUUCUGCUACAGGCCUUAUCCUGGCAUACUACAAGCAGACUUCAGUCUGUAUAUAUCUCAAUGGAACAGUUCACAUUCUUUGGGGUGAUGUGAAAAUUGAUACAGGCUAUACAGUAGAGAUGGGUGUAUGGUAUCAAGUGUCACUGUCAUACACACACUCAACCAACAAUCUAAAAAUCUACAUCCUCACCAACAGUGGCAUGCAAUGGUGGAAACAACUAACUGUACAGACUACUGCCCUGAUAUCAGGAGGAAUCUUCAAGGUUGCUGAUUGGAAAGAUAAUGCUCCAGUCAUAUUCCAACACUUCAAUGGGAAAAUAGCUGAAAUCCAGACAUGGAAGACUGCAUUAGAUAUUUACCAAAUUAUGUAUACAUCAAAAACAUUACUGACAAAGCAUUUUACAGACUUGACUUCAUUGUGGAUAUUUUCAAAAGGUUACAGCUACAUUGCAGUUGACAUUAUCAACAACUAUCAGCUAAUAUUACCAUCGGAAGAUGUGUAUUGGUGGCCAUCUGAUGUGGUUACUGAUGGAGAUCCUCCAACUACUCCAGAAAAUGAGACAUUGAAAGUUGUAAGUGAGAGGAAAUGUAGAGAGUAUUUUAUGGAGUCUACCAUUCCUUCAAUAUGUGGUCAACUUGGAGAAGCAGUUUUACAAUUUUACUAUAAAUCCUGUGUAAAAGACAUGAUGUCUUCCUCAAAUGAGCUUGGUUAUGUAUAUAGUCUGGUUUCCUACAUUGAAUACUGUGAAAUAAUUGUCAAUCCACCAACAUCACCCAGAGGAGCAAUCUGUAUAGAUGGUACCAAUCCAUAUUUUAAUCUUCUUUGUUCACAUCUUUGUAAAUUUGGAAAACUAAACACAGAAAUGGUUUGUGAAUGUGACAAAGGAUACUGGAACACAGACUGUAGUCAAGUGUGUACUGGGGGCACUCUUUCACCAUGCAGUGACAAUGGGCUGUGUAUCAAGGAAACUGGGCAAUGCUACUGUUAUCCAUCAUAUAGCAACGAAACAGACUGUAAAACAUGUUUGGCACCAUGGACUGGAACUGAUUGUGAUAUCAUACCACCAGAUGUCACUCUACCUACUGGUUCCCCACUUUUGCAAAACCAUACUUGUUCACUUUUUGGGCAUGGCCAUUUGAGGACAUUCAAUGAACUACAGUUCAACUUUAUACAUGCAGGAGAGUACUAUGUACUUAAAUCCUCAGAUACCAACAUAUACCCAGAAGUACAGAUAAGAAACACUUAUUGUUACGAUGACUCUAUAUGUACUACAGCAGUAGCUAUCAAGUACAAGAGCAACACCAUUGUCAUACGAUCAAGAUAUCACGAUAGCCAAGAUACAUUAGUAUGGAUAGAUGGUCAAUCAUUUGUUUUUGAUGGUCAAGUUGAAAAGGAUCUGCCUGAUGUGAUAUUUAAACAUCCAACCAAGUCAGAAUUUGAAAUAUCAACCAAGUCGGGCAGUAAUUUAAUGGUGUAUGUUAGAUCACUGGACCAACAACUCAAUAUUAUUAUCAAGACAGAGACACCAUUUUGUAAAACUCAGGAUUACCUGUGUGGACCUUGUAACCCUGCUGCCACAAAUGUUCAGACCUACUCAGCCAUAUGGGUUGUUGAAGAAGUCCACAGUUUGUUUACUUUAAUAUUCACAAACAAUGAACUAAUGGAGAAGAGAUCAGUAUCAACAGCUGGACUGAGUAUCUACUUCAAUAACUCACUACUUACAACUGACUUUUUACCAGAUAUAAUUAUCAGCAGUAUAGACUUCUCCAUAGAAUUUUCCUUCCGACCAGGUGACAAUACAGGAGUCAUACUUACAUAUACUACCAAGCUUUCCUUUAUUGUUUAUCUAGAUGUCACUUUGAAGUUAAAAAUUGAUCAGAAUAUAUAUGAUACUAAAAUAAAUGUCACAAUUGAACAUUGGCAUCAUGUGAGCCUGGUAUGGCAAAAUGUGGCAUCCCAAAUGGUGGUUUAUGUCUACAAAGAGGAUGGAUCGUUUGAAUUUGUAUCAUUUACUGUGAUUAGUCAAGAUAUGUUUGUUGCCUAUGGCUACUUUGGUUUUGGACAUCCACCACAACAACCACUGCCCACAGAAAUAGAACCUUAUCACCAGUACUUCACAGGAGACAUAGAUGAAGUCAGAGUAUGGCAGAAGGCUUUAUCAUACAAUGACAUACUUAAAUACCAAAUGCAAAGAGUGAUAAUUACAGAAAAAUCACUGGUAACUUACUGGAAAUUUGAUGACUAUGGAUCUUCAGUGAUUUACGAUCUGGUUAGAAAACACCACAUACAAGUUGUAGAUUAUGGUAUACUUAGACAGACAAUAAGAUGGAGAAUAUCCAGUUUACCAUUGAAUCCACCAACUGUUCCUUAUUUCCACACGUAUACAGAUCUUACACAUCAACUAACAGCUGACUCUAAAUGCACAAAUUUGAUAUAUAGAUCUGUUCUUGGAACAACUAACGGACCAAGUGUAGGUGUUCUGAGUUUCUACUUUGCUGCCUGCACCAGUGAUAUGGCUGGAGCCAAUAACAUAGACAUGUCAUUAUCUGUUGUGGUUGGUCUCUCUGACCUUUAUGUUUCAUCAGAAUGGUUAACAUCAUGGCCUGGGGCUGUCUUCUGUAAUGAUUUCAAAUCACUGAUUUUCCCUGAAUGGGUUGGUUCUGACUGCUCACAGAAAUGUGAUUUCCAUAAAUCCAUCAAUCCAACAACUUGUACAUGUGAAAUUGGGUACUGGGGAUCAUCCUGCAACAAACUUUGCAAUGGUGGAACAUUGAAUACUUGUGGUGGACAUGGUGAAUGUAGCCAAGCUACUGGAGAUUGUCAAUGCCAGAUGAACUGGGCAGCACCAAACUGCACCUCAUGUGCUCCAGGAUGGUCAGGAGAAGAUUGCUCAGUCUCAGUACAAUCAGUUCCAAAUGGUGCAAAGAACUACUUGGGUGGUAUAUCUGGUGAUGGACAUUUAACAACAGUUGAUGGGGCCAGCUUUAGAUUUCAAGAGCAUGAUAUUUAUACGUUCUACCGUUAUAACACUAUAAAUAUUCAGAUCCAGACAGGACCUAGCAGAUUCUUCCAUACUGCUGUCAAAGAAAUUGCAAUUAAAAUAGAUGCUAAGAUUGUUAUCAUCAGUACAAUUAAUGGUGGCCAUGUAGAGAUCAAUGGUCAGAUUAACUCUCUGAGUACAGUAGUGGAUAUUGGCAGUGGUUUUCAGAUUGGACCAUUAGAUAGUCAUGUGUAUAAAAUUUACAAAGCCGGAUUUGAAUUAGUUAUAUAUGUGCAAGAAGACUAUUUAAAUGUACAAUUAUCAGUUUCACAUACCUAUUGUUCCUCAUCUGAAGGUCUUGUUGGUCCGUGUAGUAUCAAAUCCCACAGCUGCUCUCCAUGGAACUAUGCUUGUAUUAUUCAGUACGAAGGAUUAGCUAAAGUUUGUACAGAUCAUGUCAUUCCAAGUACCUCAAUCACAGACUUCAUUGGUGUUUGGCAUACAAUAUACAGUAAUAGUAUAUUCAGUGAAGUGGACUCAACAUACACACCAUCUAUAGGUCUAGACAUUAAUAUAGGCUGGGUACAAACAGUACCUUUCCCAGAGAGUUUUAUAGGAGAAUCAACCACUAUUGAAACAAGGCUAAAGAUAACAAGCCUGGAUGAGAAUGGUAAUGGAGGCACAGUACUUUCCUACAGUUGGAGAAAAACCUUUGCUGUCUGUAUCGUAAAUGGAAGAUUUUUGGUUUCUUUAGGGUCCUAUGUAGUACCAACAGGAAUAUCCGUACAGCUAGGUCAGUGGACACAGAUUUCAUUGGUUUACAACAGUAUAACAGGAUGGAUCACAUUCCAUUACAUCUAUAAUGUAGAGGUCAGUGUGUUCUCUUCGGUCUAUAUUGGAUUAGAAGCACUGUCACCAAGAGGUACAUUAGUCUUUGGUGACUGGCAGCCUCCUAUAGAGGGUGGAGGAUCAAUACCACCAGGAACAUUUGUCGGGACACUGGACAGAGUAUUAGUGUGGAACAGACCAUGUAUUCAGACACAGAUCUUUAUACACUGGAAGACCAGUAUUACACAUGUGACAACAGGACUUGUCGCUGGAUGGAACUUUGAAACUGGAUAUGGCAAAACAACUUUGGAUAUUGUAAAUAACUACCCAGUGACAAUAUCAGAUACUGGUGUAGCAUGGGUGUCCAUACCUGACCUACCAGAUACCAGGACAAUAAAACCAACAAUAGCAAUCAACAUUGGGAUACCAGAAACUACUCAUACUGAAAAAUGUAAAGGACUCAUUCAGAGUAAUGCAUUUACAAGCCAAUGUGGUUCAUUCUCAGAGAGUUCAUCAUUUUACAUGAUGGCUUGUAUAGAAGAUGUAUCAGUCACAGGUAAUCUAGACCUCAGUAUGGACAGCACUAUAGCAUUCAGCUCUUUAUGUGAAGUAGAAUCAGGACUUUUAUCAUCACCAUACCAAAGUUUAUGUAAUGACUUCUCUUCAAGACAAUUUCCUAUCUGGAAGGGUGUAGAAUGUACAGCAAAAUGUAUAUUUGGGAAGUUCAAUCUGGAUACAUCUUUCUGUGAAUGUAAUAAUGGUUACUGGGGAACAUACUGUGACAAGCAGUGUCCUGGAGGGGCCACCAAUCCAUGCAACGGACAUGGAACAUGCCAAACAGGUACAGGAGAGUGUGCUUGUCUAGUUAACUGGCAGGGAGAUUCCAACUGUGGUUCAUGCACUACUGGGUUUACUGGUACCAACUGUGAUAUCCAGGUACCAGAACUACCACCAAACGCACCAAUGGGAUGUCUUGCACGUAAACAUGGAGCAUACUUAAAUUUUACAGGACAUGGAAUGACUUAUGCAGAACCAGGAAAUUACAGAAUGUUAGAGAUGAAUAAUCUUAAAGUAGAGGUCCGUCAAGUAUCAUGUCAGUGGAGAAAGAGGCAGUCAGUUUGCAUGGAUUCAGUGUCAGUUAAAGUUCAUCAAACUACAGUUGUCUAUAUGUCCAAUAAUGAUUCAGUCUGGGUAGAUGGUAAAGAAGUCAAUGUAACUGUGGAAAAUAGAAAACGUAUAAGUAUUGAAGGUGGAUGUAAGUUUGUAAUCCACAGACCAGAACAAUUUGUCAUACGACUUGUCGUCAACCCAUUGGGCUUUGUUGUUCGUAUCAGACGCCAUAGUUUCUACACAAGAUACAUUGCUGUUGCAAGAAUUAAACUUGGAACAGAUUACUGUUGCAGUUCACCACCAAUGGGUGGAAUUUGUGGUGGUUGUAUGGACUGUUCUACUUUUAGUCACAGCCUUGCAUGUUCCAUGGAUUUACAAACAACAACUCCAACGACACCAUUGACAAUUACAACAACUGCAACAACUGGCACAACACAGACAUCAUUAUCAACAACAUCAACAAUGGCAACAACAACAAUGCAUACUUCAGAAGAAGGUGUUAUAUUUGACCCUAAUAAAAUAAUACCAGGAGGCUCUAUAGUAGAAAGUGAGGGUAUUGACACAACAUUGGUGGCAGGUAUCGGUCCAGGUAAUACUGUCUGUAAUAAUGAUGCUUCUAUGAUCACUGAAAAUGUACAGAUUUUCAACAGCCAGUAUGUAUCCAUUGAAUUCUUUGUCAAGACUUGUCAUGAUCCAAAAUGUUAUGGAACAAUUCUAUCUUAUACAAGUGAAAAAACAUUUGCUUUCAAAAACUAUUAUGGGAAAGUUGUGAUUACAUAUGGGGAUAUGAGAUAUGAACCUGAUCUUAGUUUGGAGGAUAACACAUGGAGCCAGAUUGCUUUAGUUUAUGAUGGAAACAGUUAUCUUGAUGUAUAUGUAUUUGAUAGCAAUGGAGCUUAUACAAGAGAUCUGAUUGAACUUGAGGGUAAAAACCCUUUCAGUGGAAAAGGAAGACUUGUCCUUGGAAAAUGGCAACCACCACCAGAUGGCUCUGAAGACCAACCAAUCAGUGAAGGAUUUGAAGGAUGUAUUGAUGAACUAAGAAUAUGGGAAAGGUAUUUAGGUUUGAUGGAGAUAAAGUCACACUGGAGCAGAACCUAUAGUGUAGAAGAUCAGGGGCUAGCUUCAUUGUGGACAUUCAAUGAAGAGCAAGAUGGUACAUGGACUGCUGAAAAAAGUGGAAUUGUAUUGAGAAAUCCAGUAAGCCCAUUCAGUGGAGGUGUUGAGAGUUUAUCCGAUGCACCUAUACCCUAUGUGACUGCACCUGUAUCCAUCACUCUCCCACCCUUCCUCUCUGCUUUUGGAAAGAGAAGAAAACGUUCAACGGACAACAUAUUGGUAUAUCCUCAAGUUCUGUGUGAAGAAAUUUUUACUACAAGUGGUUUUGCAAGCUCACCUGGCGGCAAAGUGAGCUCUUCUCAUCACUUGGCGUCUGGUGUCCCUCGUUGUCUGUUAACUUUUACAAAAAUCUUCUCCUCUGAUACUACUGGGCGAAAUUUAGCCAAACCUAGUCAAAAUCAUUAUUUAGGUUUCUAA
This is a messenger RNA of Mytilus trossulus (common blue mussel), 55421 nucleotides long. RefSeq lists its product as uncharacterized. The record is from RefSeq and is a predicted model, not a curated record. Bases 261 to 55421 code for a protein of 18386 amino acids. Gene Ontology annotation, biological process: cell communication. Lineage: Eukaryota; Metazoa; Mollusca; Bivalvia; Mytilida; Mytilidae. Gene Ontology annotation, cellular component: membrane. The transcript has 108 exons.